AUGCAGAUAGAGAGCGUUGUGCAUGCUGACACUCUGGACACACGAGACACUCAGGGUGACAAUAAUGUAUUGUGGUAUUUAGGAAUGUCAUGGACAAAAGGACAGUUGGUAUGCUUCAGCUGCAACACAGACUCUAUUUCUGAAAUGACAAACAACAACCUGUUGUUUUUUCUGCCCUUUACAGAACAAGGUGUCAUGUCUGAGAGAACAGGAGCUGGAGCUGGAGGAGUUUUUCACUGAGAGGCGAGUUCCUGUCGGUGCGAGGCCUUCAAGUACAACUCGUUUGGUAAUUAGAAGAAGGUAGGUCGCUCUGCUUCUGGAUAAACAUAGUCAACAACUCAGCAGGAUGGGAUUUAUUCUCAUAUUCAUUGUCCUUUUAUGAAGAGCACUUGGCUUUGUUAUCGAAUUUCUCCCACUUUCCAGCCAAGUACAGCAACAGAAUCACUAUUUGAUGUUGCUAAUCUGUUAUAAAGAGGCAUAAACGCUCCUGAAUAGAUAGUUUACAUAAUCUUAAUUUGACAGUUGGCUCAUUGAGCAUCUGUGUAUGUGUUAGAUGGUAACAGAGAAGAAAUGAGGGAAACAUCUGCUGGGUGUUAUUUUAGUUGAACAUGCACACAGUUGUUGCAUAAAUCAGCUUUCCUCCCACUGUCAGUGUGAAAGUGAAGAUUCAAACAGAGGUAGUUGAUGAUGAUGUUAAAAUAUGUCAUCUCAAAGCUUUCUGAUAGUUCACCAUUAAGUAAAACACAGCCAUUUACAAUAACAGGGACAGGAAACUGUCCUUUUUCUCUGCAGGCAUCAACUGCUUAUAAAAUUACUUUAUCACGAAUGUUAAAGCUCCUUCAAGGAACCUUUUUUAAAUAAAUGAUUUAUUCAUUCUCAAAAUAUAAAGGUACACAACCCGAACAAUUUCCUUUUCUUCCCACGCCCUCCCCAAAAGCAGGUUGAAGGAAAAAUAAAUAUAAACAAAUAAAAAUUAAAUUACAAAAAAAGCUCUAUAGCAACAGUUUCUAUGGCCAUCCGCAACUAUAAUAAAUUUUUACUUUUUAUAAAGAAAUUGCAAAGAAAUACAUUUUCAAACACAAUCAGGACACAGGAACUUUUGACUGGUGUCUUCUGACAAAAUAUCUCAUCAUUGCAGUCAAAUGUCAUUUAUUGUGAAUAUUUAUGCAUAAAUCGUAAAAACAGAGCUGCUUCUUUCACCACCAAUCUUGUCUCAUUUGGGUCUCAUUUGCUUUUGUGUAUCAUAAAAAGGCAUCAGUCUAAUUUUUAAACUUGAAAAACUUCUCAAAUGAGCUUUUAAUGACAUUAUUUCACAGCAUUUUGGCUCAAUACCUCUAUGACUUUUGGCAGAGUGGUUGAAUUGCUGUUGUGAGCAUGUUGACAAGACUGGCUGGAAGAUACUAGGAUGCGUGAUAUGACGCCUGACUGUGGGACAUAUGUGUGUUUUUUAAAGCUCUGACUUUGCAAUUUUGUUGUUCCCAUCAAAAUUCCAUGCACCCCUCUAGCCACCGAGACCUCAAACUCAUCAGGAAAACAUUUACAGAGGUGACAAAUCAGCAGAGAUGUGAGGUUAUAAUCUUAUCUUGUUAUAUACAAUUGAACACGACCUCUUUUUGCAGCUAGUGCCCCUUUUUCGAACUCUAGGAUUCUGCACGUUUUUUGCUUCAUUUUUUCAAAGAGUCUUUGUACAGAGCAGUGAGAGAGUUGGCAGCACAUCUUACUUGUUUUAACUCCGUCACUGAUAGAGAAAAUAAACAUUAAUUUGUUUUUUUCUGAGUCACAGUGCACGGCCCAGCCUGCAGCGAUAUGUUGGUUUAAAAGAGUCUCAAAUACAAACACAUAACAGCCUGGAGCAAAGUCGGCCUUUGACAAACAGCAUCUUCAGCGAUGAAUUAAAAUAUUUGCUUUAAUGCUGACAAGAGUAGGAGUUAUAAGGUGAAAAGGGCAAAGUCUGAUUAAAAUACAUGUAUUGAUUGAACUUUAGAGCUUGGGAAAGUAUUCGCAAGCGCUUCAUCGUCUGUUUGACGAUUUCUCUCCACACUUUUGUAACCAAACUUCCAUUUGAUCAUCUCCAACUAAACCUUUUCCACCAUCAGCUCAGCGCCAGCUCAUCUCUGGUUGCUCCCUGACUCAAGUUUUCCGUUCGUCUCCUGAGGAUGCUGGACUUCAAACAUAGAGGAAGUCGAUGUGCUAUCUGCACGGAUUAGACCCUCUGUUUGUGCAUCCCACAGAUUGGAAAAGGCUUCAGGCUGGGAGCCGGACUGGGCAGAGAGGGGUCACAGGUCAAGCGUCGUAUGGGGACUGAUAUGAACAGCCAAAUGCCUCAACCCUGACCUUUAACCUGGAGGUGGAUGAGAACAGUGCUGUACUGUUCUUCACACAACAACACACAUUGCAUACACACAACUUCAGGAUGACUCUAUACUGGAAACAGUAAAUACCAACAAACAUAUAAAAGAGAACGCAGCUGCAGGGGUUUCUGGUUUCCAUACUCACAUGGUGGCCUGUCCUCAAAUGCUGAUAAUUAUUUGAUUAUUUUAAUUUUAUUUAUCCUAUAAAACACAAAAAUGUCAUUUAAGUUGUGUAACCAAUGCUGGUUUGUGUACUGUUGCCUUUUUGUUCUCAAAAAUGGUCGAUUUUAGAGGCACAAAAGCACAGCACAAGCCUCAGAUUCGGUGUGCUUGUAUGAAGCUGGCAUUUCCUUCAGUAAACAACCAAAUAAUUACUCCUGAAAUACAGCAAGUGCACUCUCAACAGCGGCGGGUUGGUUCUUCAAACACUUUUUAUUAACUCUGCCGGGUCGGGGGUUUUGGUUUGUGUUUUGUCCUUCUUCUCUCCUCAGGAUGGCUGGUAUUAGGCGAGAAAGCACAAAAGAAGCCUGAAUAGUGUGUGCAUGAAUGGAACUGGGAUUUAAUUUUACUAUAAAUAACCAAACAGUUACCCAUCAUACCAGUGCAGUCAGAAGUGUUUUUUUAACAUAAUCUGUUGUUAAAGGGAUAUUCCAGCGUAAAAUUAAUUUAGAUUCAAACAGACCUUAACACCGAGUUAGAGAUGAAUGUUGCCGACCACUUGCUUCUCUAGUUUUAUCAACUUUAUUAACGAUCGCACAAUAGCAAUACACAGCCAUAGUACUAGCAACCACACAUCUUUUUAGCUUUUCCUAAUUUCUUUAGCAAAGAGACUAAACACAACUCACCUACUCUCUUCCAGCAGCCGCUUGUUUGUAUGGAGACCCCAGGCAAGUCCAAUACGGACUGCUGCGGGGUGACACAGCCCAAGGAAGAACAUUUAUGAUCAUUUCUUCAUGGAAAUGCAAUCAGACCGAGACGCUAAGGCAGAAGAACUACCGCGUCAGCAGUGCAAAAUGAUUAAUAUGAUGAUUAUUACUUCAAGGAAAUGAUAAAGUAAUGAUCAUAAAUGUUCUUCCUUGAGCUGCGACACCCCGCUGUAGUCCGUAAUGGACUGGCCUGAGGUCUCCAUACAAACAAGCGGCAAAGCUUAAAGGAUGUUUGGUGGCUAGUACUAUGGCUAGGACCCUAUAUGUACUGUUGAUGAGGUUAGGUGCUGUUCUGAGCAUUAUUUGUGGCUGUAGAGUGGCGUUUUGGUUGAGGUCUGCACUUGGCUCCCGAGACCGCUGUGUAUUGCUAUCGUGCGGUUGUUACUAAAGUUGGUAUAACUAGAGGAGCAAGCGGUUGGCAACAGUCAUCUCUCGAGGGGGUGUCUAACUCAGUGUUAAGGUGUGUUUGACCCUAACUUAAUUUUACACCAGAAUAUCCCUUUAAGGAUGCUUGAUUGUGUACUCUACAGUACUUUCAUCCUGGUUAAAAAGGUGGUUUUGAAGGGAAAGGUGCAAGUCUUUUAGGUUUUGUUCACAGGAUUCCUCCCCUUGAUAAAACAAGUAAAAAAUGAUUGAAAUAUUUAGUUUCAAAAAGAACUUAAUCCAACACAGCAGAGUGCUUUUCAGUUCAACGCUUGCCUCUCCUCUCUUGUGAAAAUAUGCUCAAUCUAGGUUGAGUCAGCAUAUCCAAUAUGGUGCACGCCUUCAGACUCUUCAGAAACCAAUGAGUGAUAUCACUGAGGCUGAAUCCAUGUUUUAUACAGUCUACAAUCUAAAUAGGAUCCUGAUGUUUCCCCUGCCCCCUCCAAACCGUCCCUGCAGCCAGAACUGAGGCUGUUAAACGCGAUUUCGCACUCCUCCCUGCAUGGUCUGCAGCUGCUGCAGAGUGACACUGACAAGAGGCAGCUGUUGUGGUGGCGAGGGGGCGUGAUUGAUGCAGGAGGCAGCAGCUAGAGGAGCUACAUAGAUAAAUGGGCAGAUCAUCAGACGUGUGAUGGGGGUCACUUUCAGAAUGAACAUACACAUAGCUGGCGUGUGAGUGAUUACCAUUUUAUCAGCACAUAAGCCUGCGGUUGUGGCUUGUGGGAUUCCUGCAGGCACAUUUGUAUCUUGAGCGCCCCAGACGUGCAAAGAUGAGAACAUUUAGACGCAGAAGCUGCAGCGGAGGAACCUGAGAUGUUCAGGGGCUGCAGUUUGUCUGAACACAUAUAAAAACAGCCGAGGAGGAAGCCCCUCGGUCUGGAGAAGGAAGACAGUUUAGACAGCUGGUAUCACGUAAUGCUCUAAUAAAACUCUUCCCCUUUUACUAACAUGUCCCUGCAGAGACAGGACCCAAAUUUCACGAAGACACGCAAAGAUACAACUGUGCAUUUAAACAAGCCUGCAGAUAAUGAAAAACACACACAUGCACAUAUAUGUAGACAAGUGUGCUCACCUUGUAAAAAUGCAUGUGCAGUGAAGGGUUUUAUUAACUGGGCCUUUGUAAUAAAACUCACCUUUGUGUGCCGGACCAGACCAGGCCUGGACAGUUCAACACUUUUGUGUGUGUUUAUGUGUGUCUGUGAAAGUGCGUGACUUCUUUGUCCUUGGCUCUCUGUGUGAUGCUGUAUUUCUGGCAUCUGUUGCUUUCAGCAGAAGCUCAGAUCCUGGUCCCUUGUCCUUAAGGCAAGGUCUCAUGUAAACCGUGUGUGUGUGUGUGUGUGUGUGUGUGUGUGUGUGUGUGUGUGUGUGUGUGUGUGUGUGUGUGUGUGUGUGUGUGUGUGUGUGUGUGUGUGUGUGUGUGUGAGGUGACGAGUGACACUCCCUGUUCCAUUUUGUCAGGAUGUGUCAGCACCCUCAUCUGUUUUUCCUUUUAUCCCUCCAGCCCUCUGUCCUCCAUCUCUUUUUCAGCUCGGUGCUGCAGCUCUCAGCAGGUCAGAAUGGCUCUUUUUCGAGUUUUGGAUGAGAUAUUUUUUCUUCUUCUCCUUUUUUUUUUUUGUUCCGGGGUAAAGCUGCUACUCUGUUCCUCAGGUUUCCCUCACAAAAGGCCUGUUCACAGGGCCAGCAGUGCUCGUCAUGAAGGCUGGCCUCCAGCUGAUUGUUGGUUUCAGUUUGCAGUGCAAGUACCAUAUUUUUUGUGGAAACUAGCACAGUAAAGGGGACAUCUUACUUUAAAUACUUACUCAUAAAACACAUCCCUCCUCACUUGGCCUUUGUGGCAUAUGUUCCCUGAUGUUUCCUUGUGGAGCUCCUUGUUAAGCUGACUCCUACAGUCCCACUCCAAUCAUUUUUUUUGACACUAAAAGUGUUCUCAGCGGUCUUUAAAUUGUGAUUAUAAAGUUUUUACCAAAAAUCACGUUACCUGUGUCAUUUUCAAAGGCUUUUCUUCAGCAGAGCUCCAGUAUUUCAUUUGCAAUUCGCCUCUGAGUCGUGGGCGGAGACAGUGCUGCUCUGCACACUCGUUUUCACGUUAGCUUGCAGCCUAACAUUGCCGGUGUCGUAAAAGUGGCAGGUAACAUAGGAGAAAUUAAGCUCUCGGACACUAAUGUGUUUAGGGACACAGUGAAAGUUAAUAUCAUCAUUAGCUUUCUUACGAGCAUUGCAAUCCGCUAACGCACACGCUUGUUCCGCGAUCGUGCUCUGUAUUUCUCCUCUAUAUGCAGAGUGUAGCCUGUGUAGCGGGGCUCCGGGGGCGGAGCUUAGAUUGGUUACGUAUGAAAUCUUACAGUGAUUUAAAUGAAGAAAUACUCAGAGAAGCAAUUCCACAUUUAGUUUUCUCAUGAUAUGUCCUGUAGCAUCAGAUAAAUGCCAUAUGAACAUAUAAAAAAACCAUGAUUUUCAUUGGAGUGGUCUUUAAACAUUAUCUAAAGCUCAUUAAUUAUACGUUCUAAACAUUAUAUAGAACCUUUGGCUGAGUAAAUACAUGUAUUUUGUAUAUAUACAACUCAUGCAUGCAUAUAUAAUUUGAUACAUAUGUAUGUUGACAUAUGCAAACAUACACACACACACACACACACACACACACACACACACACACACACACACACACACACACACACACACACACACACACACACACACAUUUAAUUGCAAUUAUUUGAUUUCCAAAUCAUCACACAAGCAAAAAUGCAUUUGAAUUAUUAAAAUAGACUUUUUAAAAUGCAAAAUAACUGAAUUAAAAACAUGAUAUUUUCAAAAGGGGUCAAUCGUGAUUAGAAAAUGAGCUGCCUCACAGCUCUGGUUUUGCACACCUUCACAAGCACAUGGCAUUUACAGAAUAGAGGCCCCCCCCUGCAGCUCUUAGAGGAUCUGUUUUCUCCUCGGAUGGGAGCUGUUUAUUUUCUCCUGAAUCCCGGGUAAACUGAUGCCUUAGACUUUCACUUUAUCUCACUCCUGCACUGGAUGCAAUACAUGUGGUGAUGUGUCUGGAAGUAUUCCUGGGCAAGCAAACAGACUUAGACGAAGGGUAAGUCUGUUUUCUGCACUCUGCCGCCAUCAGGGACUCGUUAUGUAAGCCGUUUAAAAUGUUUAGGAAACUUCCUGUUGUCGCCCUAUCUGGUCUCCUUCCUGUAAAGCUGUGUUGGUGUUUAUUUUUACCCCAUGGGCAGAAGAAGAUGGUGCAUGCACACUAAUACACACUUCCUUGAGAUCUAUACAUACACACACAGACAGACAGGGCCGCCUUGUCAUGUGAUGCAGGCCUUGUGAUGGUUGAUGUUGUUAUAGGAGACACAUUCCUGCAGGAUUUGGAGAGGGGUCUUAGGUGUGUGUGUGUGUCUGUGUGUGUGAAAAACUAAGGUGCUUUAAAUGAAAUCCUCCUCACAUCAUCCAUCAGCAGGUCUUACUCUUACUCAUCGGCUUGUAACCUCACACCGCCAUCGACCCAACUCCAGACUAUUUCCCGUUUUAGCUAUUUCUCCUCUCUUGAGUCAUGGGCUAAAACCGAGGUUUAGAGUGUACGGUUAAGCGAUGCUGCUGCCUUCACCACCUCGCAUAACAGUGAUGGAGGACACAGGAGUCCCAUCAACCCCUGUCGACCAUAUGGAUCUAAUUUCAGGGGUCAUGUAUGCGUAACAGGGGAGAGGUUAAAGUUUCCAUGGGGGAGAUUUCCAUCACCUCCUAUUAACGCAAAGGAGAAACGAGAACUGAGGUGUACACAGACCUAUACACACGAAGCCAUUGUGUGAUGCUGCCAGCAACCCGGACCAGUCAAUAAAAAUGUCUUCAUGCCCACAUUUAUAAACUCAAACUGUAUCCUGAUCUGCAGGCUGCUAGAGUCGACUACCUGGUCUCCAUAGAAACACAGAUUUUUGCGCUCUGAAGUCUUGCAGUUCACCAAAUAAAGUAUUAUGGCUAAACUAUACCUUCUGUGUUAAUAUUUCAGCUUUACCAGUACAAAUGAAGGUUAAUUGUGAUAAAUAAAUAAAAUAACUUUGUAUUAUUUAAACAGAUUUAAGGAAUAAAUCUAACAGACUUGGACUGAAGUGGAUGUUAAAGUCUUCAGUGGUGUCCUCUUGCACUCUUUUUUUAAAUUAUUCAUGCAGCAGAGCAACCCGGUCUACUCUAUGAUGAUCAUUUUAAAUGUUGAUUUUGUGUAAAAUUCAGUAACUGUGUGCUACAUUAAAAAAACUGUAUGUUUGCCGUACAGUGGAGUGACAUGAACAUUCGAUUAGAGCUGCAGUUUUCAUCAUCAGCUGUUUUCCUCUGAAGUGAGGUAACCUUAGACGGUGUUGCACUGCUGCUGGUUUGCAAAUCAUACAGAUGGAGGAAGUUCAGCCGGUUACUGCUUUAGGUAACAAAUCAACUCACUAAAAUAAGUUAGAUCACAGCGAGGCUACUGUUCAUGACUUAACGUCUUACUGUUGAUAGUGUGAUUGAAACAAUACUGUCCGGAUAUGAGAAAAUGAUAGUGGAAUUUAAGAUACUUCUCUUAAUUUGCUUGAAGAGCACAACAUUUUGGAUGAAGUUAGGUGCUGUUCUGAGCAUUAUUUGUGGCUAUACAGUGACGUUUUGGUUGAUGUUUGUGUGUGGCUCCUCAGACCGCUGUGUAUUGCUAUCUGCGGUCGUUACUAAAGCAGUGUUGUUUUCGUUGACGAUGACGUUGAUGAAAAUAUUUUCGUCAACGUCAUCGUCAACGAAAACAACACUGCAGAAUAAAUGUUUAGCGUUUGACUGACGAAAUGUUCAUAAAUUUUGCAACUUUCUUAGUCGUCCACCACCAACGUUUUUGUCUAGUCUAGUCUCGUCUGGUCAACGUAAAUGCACAUUUGUCUCGUCACAUUUUAGUCAUCUAAGACUUAUCUUUAGCUCGUCAACGUCACAUCUUCAUUGUGGAAGAAAAAAACAAACGCUAAACAUAUAUUCUGCAGUGUUGUUUUCGUUGAUGAAAUAUUUUCGUCGUCAUCGCCAACGAAAACAACAUCGUAAAGUUGGUAUAACUACAGAUGUAAGCUGUUCUGAGAAUUGUUUGUGGCUAUAGAGUUACGUUUUGGUUGACGUUUGUGUGUGGCUCCUCAGACCGCUCUGUAUUGCUAUCUGCGGUCGUUACUAAAGCAGUGUUGUUUUCGUUGACAAUGACGUUGACGAAAAUAUUUCGUCAACAAAAACAACACUGCAAAAUAAAUGUUUAGCGUCUGACUGCAAAAUGCUCAUGAAUUUUGCAACUCUCUUAGUCGUCCACCACUAACGUUUUCCUCUUGUCUCGUCUUGUCAACGUAAACGCACAUUCGUCUCUUCACAUUUUAGUCAUCUAAGACUUAUGUUUAGCUCGGCAACAUCAUGUCUUUGUCAUGGGGAAAAAAAGGUGCGUUGAUGGAAUAUUUUUGUCAAUGAAAACAACCACUGUUGUUUUCAUGAAGAUGACGUUGACAAAAUAUUUUCGUUAACGAAAACAACACUGCAGAAUAUAUGUGUAGUGUCUGACUGACGAAAUGUUCAUGAAUUUUGCAACUCUCUUUGUCGUCCACCACUAACCUUUUUCGUCUAGUCUCGUUUCGUCAAUGAAAACGCACAUUCGUCUUGUCACAUUUUAGUCAUUAUGUUUAGCUCGUCAACGUCACGUCUUUGUCGUGGAAAAAAAGGGGCGUUGAUGAAAUAUUUUUGUCAACGAAAACAAAACAAACGCUUAAAAUAUAUUCUGCAGUGUUGUUUUCGUUGACGAUGACGUUGACGAAAUAUUUUCGUCAACGUCAUUGUCAACAAAAACAACACUGUAAAGUUGGUAUAACUAGAGAAGCAAGUAGUCAGCCAUAUUCAUCUCUCGACAGGCUGUCUAACUCGGUGUUACGGUGUGUUUGACCCUAAAUUUAUUUUACACCAGAAUAUCCCUUUAAACUACAUUAUUCAUCACUACUUCAGUCAAAAUCUUUAAAAAAAUACUGGGGGUAAAUGGGGAGAAAAGUGUAAAAUAUUGGAUGCAUAUACCCGGGGCUUGAAUACCUAUCAGAUUAAUAGGGUAGGAAAUAUUAGAUGUACACUGUAGGAAGUUAGAAAUAUAGAAAAAAAAGGUAAGCUUUCUUAGGAUUCAGGUGUUUCAACAAUACACCAAAAAUGUCCAAUAACAGGGCGAAUAUUUGCGUUAGUUUCCCGCCUCUGUUCGUCCAGGAGCUGAACCUUAAAUCUGGCCGCCUGUCACUCUCCUGAAGCCCCCGCCCCGCCUGCCUGUUAACGGGAACUCCCCCUAAGUUCCCCGGUUCUCCUCUCUCUGCUCAUUCUCUCCGUGAGCUGUCACACACACAUUUUCCCACACACACACACACACACGCACACAUAGCCUGUGCGUCCUGACACACGGAGUCGCUGCAUGUCGGAGCUGAACGUCCGCACUCCGCUCCUCUCUGCUGUUCCCCGGUUACCGUAAAGAAAAGCGGCUGUUUCAUUUCGCAGUCUGCGGCGAGCCACGUCGUGACAGAGUUUGGACACGAAGAAGGCGGAGCGGCGACGGGGGGAGAAAAAGGUAAGAGAUGGGGGGGACAAAAAUGAGUGUUUUCUCCUCUCUCUGUUUGGAAACUUUACCGUGGUGUGUUCGCCGUUUUUCCCCGCCGUCUCGUGUGUGUUUGGAGGGUUACCGCCUCAGUAUCGUCAGCUGCAGUGUUUUGGAGAACUGGGGCGUGUUUAUUGAAGUAUUUCUGCUCGCGUGCGCGUCGUAUAUGUCUGUGUGCACGCGCGUGCCCCUGCCACAGUAGAGUGGAGGUGGUGGGGGGGAUCCUCGUGUUGUGUCACAGGAAGUUUUUGGAGAGUGGACGCCGAGAUUGUAGCGGAUCAACCACAGGGGCAACCUGCUUACUGCAAAAACACUAGUCUCAUCUCAUGCGAGUGAAGUCUCAGUUUUCUCAUUUGGCAGGACGACUGUUUUGGAAAUUCUCUCAGGUAACUUUUUUUUUUUAAAGCAGAGAAAUCAAGUUUUAUCUCUAGAAGUGGUGUUUCAUUUUUUUUCAAGAUUGAUAGUCUUGAAUUAACAGGUUUGAGUGAAGUCCAUUUAUCUAAUGCCAAACAGAUGAAAAAGUGUAAAAGUCAUCAUGCUUAAUGAUAUUUUUCACAUUUUUUCUCAUUAAUUGUUCUUAAAUUUAAGUUAGUGCUAUCACUACAGUUUUUAGGUCACUAUAAAGUCAAUUUGUGGUGUAAUUGUUGAACCAGAUAUGCCUCAGAGCCACGAAAUUUGACUUGGAAGCAUAGUUUUUCUUUUAAUUGGAUUUUUUAAUAUCGUACAUCGCAGGUACACAUGUGGUAAAUGUUGUAUAGGUUGUAAACAUGACUUGUAUACAGAAAGUAAUCAACUAUACUAUACAAUCCAGGAAAUAGAGAAAGAAAAAUAACCACAUGGUAGCAAUGACAACAACAAACUAAAAAGAAAAGGGCAACCAAGAACAAUCUAACAAAAGAUAAGACAGGACAGCACGACUGAAAAAAUGAUAAUAAUAAUAGCAUGUUCGGUGUCGUGUUCUAAUUAGUUAUCACAUCUUCUAUCCAGUUUCUUUCAUAUGUGACAGAUAUCGUUCCCAUUUCAAAUUAAAGCUCUCCGCUCUGUUUAUUAGCCUGUAUGAUAGGCCCUCCAGUGCAGCCAGACUUUGAAGCAUAGUUAAGUUAGUGUCUAUAUUUAGUUUAUCUCAAGGCAAAUGAUGCCCUAAUAACUGAAGUGAAGGUGUGUCCAGAGUACAUGCGGUCUCAAGAGUUUGUCACUGUUUUGUCUUGAGCAUGUUUGUGCCCUUCAACACACCCAUCAAUUGUUUGUUUCAGUGUUUGUGUGCGUCUGUGUGUGUGUGUGUGCAUAAAUAUACGUGUGUGCCCAGGGUGGUGAUAUCCUGUCAGAUCCUGCGAGGUGGGGGUCAGUCACAGGGUCUCCCCUCUGGAAUUCUCCUAGAAUAGAUGCGACACACGUACACACACACACACACACACACACUUCAGACAGCUUAAUGUCUUUUCUGUAUCUGUGCUCGGCUGCUGUGUCUUCUUACCUUAAAAUCCUCUUUAUUUCUAAGCACCAUAAAUAGUGGAGCUUUUAACAACUGUGACCAUUUCUGAAGUCAUUUUCUUUCUUUGAUGUUAACAGCAAAAUAGUCUCUUCGCUGCUUCAUCAUAGGAGUCCGCUGCACCCUCUUUUAUGUUGUUUAUUUCUCUGUGCAUCACUUUAUCACACCUUGAAAUGGGAAUUUCUUGUUUUGGAUAGGAUUUAUCGUCUCGCAAGCACACAUGCAAUGAUUAGCUGUCUAGAAUAAAACAUGCGCUCUACUUCUCAGAAUCGAGGAUGCAGAGUCAGUAUGCAGAACGAACGUAGUGGGUGUUAUACGAGCGUGCGUCACUCACCUCAAAGUUGUCAAAAACGGCAGCUGAGUCAGUGGUCCAGCACUUGCACAUAUGGUGCUUUAUGUACCUGUUAAGAGCAAGCUCUCGAUGCUGUUGGAUUGAUGAAGUGUUGAAGUCAGUGACGCUGUAUUCGAAGACUGUAAAAGUUGCCUGUUCGCAGCAACAAAUGGAUCAAAACAAACUUAAUGUUACCUACUUCUUUAUGUUUUAAAACUGAGGCCUUCUGAGUGAGUAGGAGUGAGAAGGUGCUGCAGAAAACAGCUCAAUCUGUAUGGACAUGUGCCGCAGUUACACGAGGCAAAACAGCAGAAGUAAUGGCGUUAAGUAUGAAAUUAUAUCCUGCUGGAGGUUAAAUAUGUAGGUGGAUUAAACACUCCAAGUCCCACAGUUUCAAAAAAAUUACAUACACUUAAGGUCAGGUGGGCAGAGUGGGUUUCACGUAACACCACAGACGCUGGUCAAGAUGUCUAGUUCAAGGGCACUGGUAGUAAAUAAAGAGUUGGACUUGACACGCAGCCUUUCUGUGAGUCUAUUCUUCUCCUUCUCCUCCUGCAGACAGCGAGGAGUGACAGGAACGAGUCGCAGAGAAUACUUUAGAAGAACAACAAACCAUUGCUCUCUCGCUGCUCCCCAGCCUGUGUCUGUAAGAUGAUGGAUGCUUGAAAACGUGUGUGUUUCUGUCUCUGUGUGUGUCUCUGUGUGUGUGUGUGUGUUAGAGGAAAAAGGGAGUUAGAGGAUCUUGUCUGUUGUAACUCGAGCCGGGCUGGACACACUGACUCUUGGAAGGCCACAAAGACCGCUCUGCAUGAACUGUGGGGAAUGUGGACGUUUCUUUGUGUGUCUGCGUGAGUGUGUAUGUGUGUGUCAACAAGAGGGAGAUAAUGCACUAACACCCUAUUAUGAGCUCAAGAAUUUCUUGAUACACACUCACCUUGAACUGAAACUAAUUGUGAAUUUAACCGAUUAAUUUUGAUGAAUUAGCCGACAGUUUUUAUGAGAAACAGUGACUGUUCUAAAUCAUUAAUCAGGCGAAAAAACACAACGGCCUCCAGCUUUAUCUCAAAGAAUCUACAAGAUUUUCUGCUCACGCAUUUUUACAUCAUUAUGGAUUCAAGCAACGCAUUCAUUGUAUUUUUCUCCUACACAGUGCGAACUCUAGUUUCAGAAUAGGCUGUACCUUUUGCUUGUUUCCAUUACUUAUUAAUCUGAAGAUUUUUCUAUCUGGACUCAUUUGGAUUAUGAAUUCAUAAAAUGCUUCGACUGAAGGAAAGUCGAACAGAAAAUGAAUAUCCCUCCAAAAGUGGAGAAAGAUGCAUAUACCAAUUUCCUGGACGUCAAAACUGAAAUUUUAUUGCAAGUUAAAGGUGGGGUAGGCAGGAUCUGACGAAGUGGCAGUUUUUGGGAGAAAUCUUGAAUGUAAACUCUACCCCUCGCAACCAGUUUUCCCCUCAGCUCCUCCUCUCCCCUCCCUCUCUGCUCCAGCAAGCCCCGCCCACAAACAGACGCUCCUGCUCGCUCGUAUCGUUUCAAUUAAAUUCAGAUAUAAUGCAGAUAAAUAAGUCAGAGAAUUACAAAUGGGGCCCAGUCAAGGUGAAAGUAAAAAGCAUUGGUGCUACUGUAGAUGCCAACAGACUACCAGCAAACACAAUGUUUGCAGGACUUCUACAACUAGGAUAAAGUGACAUAGUCCAGGACCCGAGGUCAACAGUUUAGUCCCGUUUGACAAGAAACACUUCUGUUACAGACACUUGUCUUACUUUGUUAAAGCGGUUUACCUGUCCAGCAGAAAGGUUACAGGGUCCGUAAGAUCCCAAAGCAUCCCCCAUUGUUUAUGCUAGCUUCAUUAAUGUUGACCCAGCUUUUUACCUCUUGUCCGUCUACCUCCUUUUUAAGCGCCCGGUAUUUUACCAGAGUCUCCAGUAUUUACUUUGUUUUCUUGUUUGUGUUGGCAGUCAUGGCCAGAGGAGGAUUCAGACAAUUUCCUGUACUUUCUGGUUGGUUUCUACUGUCCGAUAUCGUAGCACGCUAACUUUGUUUGGGCUUGUAAACGACACAGGGGAGCAGUGUCCGCCCCACAACCAAUCAGGUUGGGGGAGGCAGAGAAUGGCUUUGUUUACAGUCAGAAAGAGCGGGCCGCUUAAUGUCAUCAGUAACUAAUAGCUGUUGACUGAUAUUAAAAAGCUUUUUUCUCUAUAUACACCACAAAAAAGAUGCUUCUUUAUUGGAAUCCUGCGAACUCCACCUUUAACAUCUUCAUGUCUUUGCUGGUGCCACAUUACAACAGUCAACUCUAUUUACAACAUUUCUAGAUGAAAGUGCAGCCAAACUGAGCCUUGCUAUGGAUGCCAUUGGUUAUCUGUGCUUGUUUACAGCUCGAUAAUAGAGUAUUAUCACUUUGUGGCAGUGGCCUGUCAUAUGUUGAUUAAGCACAACAUUUCAGGCUUUGAAUAGGAAAAAUAUUCACAGUAACUCAGACUGAGUAGUAAUUCUAGAGCUGAUAAGCAAGAGUGAGGAUGACGGACCUAAUGCACACAUCCUGAGUCCAUAUAAUUGAUUGAUUGAGGGAGUCUUGAGAUAGGGUAAUGAUAGAAUAUCUAUGAUAGAGUGACUUCGGCUCGUUUCCAUGAUUUAUUUCCUGACGUUUUAUAGAAAACCUGUAGUCUGAUGGGCGAUGGUUGAGUGAAUCAUCAGCUGUCCUUUGAGAAAACCCAUUUUUUUCUACAAGUCUGUGAUGAAAAUGAAGUUCUGUGUAUAUUUGGCAGGUUUUCUCUGAAUACGUGUCAGGUAGAAGGAAGGGGAUGCUGAUUUUAUAAACUAUGGACAGUGAUGGACAGCAGCGUGGGUUGAAAGUAGAACAUAAGUCACUCAGAUCAGGCUACAGCAGAGAGGGAUGACGAUUCUCCACCUGAGCACCUAUAGUUAUAUCUGAGGGCCAUGUUUGGGGUUUUUACAAUGAAGAAAUGAACCAUGGAAAGUGAAAAUUCGACAAUUGUUUUAGAUUCUUUAAAGAAGUUGCAAUACUGAAGUAUUUAUAAAAGAGAGUACAAGUAACUAUUUGAUUGGAGUAACCUACAUUUUCAGUUUUUGCACGUACAGCUUCAGAAAAAGGUUUUACUGCUGUGAGAGAUGAUGUUUAAAUAGCUCGAAGCCGCAUAUCUACAGGGUGUGUAAACUCAUCUAAGAGCCUCUACCCACAGGGGGAAAAUUAGUAAAUUCACACUUUAGGAGCGAGAGCGAGGCAGCACAGAUUUAUCCUCCCCCCCCUGCAGUGAUCAGCGGUAGUUGUGGUUUUCCUCUUUUAUCAAAACAUUUCACUGCUUAUCGUCUUCUCUGAGCCACAGCUGUCAUUCCUCAUAGCAGAUUUACGAUAGUUAAUCAGCAGAUGCUGCCUUUUUAUGUUAUUAUAUGCCUUUCAAAGCACUGCUAAUAUCAGUUUAGUGCAGUUAAAUGAACUUCCUCAUUUUACACCACCACGCUUCUCUUCGCUGAUUCAAUUUCUUCUUUUCUGUCUCAUCGUCUUACAUCUUCACAAUGCGGGGGAGGUUGUUUUUGUGUUUUUUAACUUCCAGAUAAGUUAACUGAUCAGCGUCUUGAUCUGCCCAGCUUGGAUGGAUGGUUUGUGGGUGGACUGGUGGGCGACAGAGUCUGUGUCCAUCUUGGAGAGUGUUUUAUUUUUUUAUUGGAGCCAUGGUUUUUCUCAGCUCCUCACAGAUGUGCGCCUUUUCACAGGUGCUUGUUGUUUCCAAGCUUUUUGUAGAUGUGUGUGUGUUGUGUGUGUGAGUGCGUUGUUAAUCUGGGUUUUAUCCAUCUCUCACAUAGGUGUAGCAGGACAGUGAGUGCCUGGCUAUAUUAUCCCAUUGGAUCAUACUGGGAGUGUCCUGAUGUAAUGGAGUAAUGACUGUGUGGUUGUGAGGGUUCAGUGCAGACAUAUGUAGGCUGGAUCAGCAGACUGAGUCACAGAGUGUAGACUCACAACACCCUGUUUCGCUUUCAAAUCCGGAUGUGUCAUGUCUGGCUACCUGAUCAGCCUUUAAAGGGAAAGAGUUCGAGUAUUACACACACUGAUCAGUUGGUUUGUAUCACCAUUUUUGAGGUUUAAUAAGAUGAAUAAUCAUUUUUUUUUAACUUAUAUUAAUUUCAAAGGACUGUAAAAGAAAAUGAUUUUCAUUUUAAUCUCCUCAGGCUACCUCCUUUUUGCCCCUGUCAAAGGUCUUUGGUUUGACAUGGCUUAACUAGACCCACCUCGGAGCAGGCUGCAGCAGGCUUUUUGUUCUGUUUUCAUCUAGUACAUAACAGUACAUCCCAUCCUUUUUGUUCGGAAGGAGAAAAGGGUGUUAUGAUUUUCCUGAGUCCAUCAAAUUAAAAAUAGUUCCCCACCCAUCUUUAACCAGAACCUUAGCUUAGAGGGUUUUGUCAAUUGGACUUCUUUUGUGUGGUGUUGAUCUGGACUAAGCUUUAACAUGUCUAAAGGAAUACACUUAAUUUGGGUAUAAAUUUGUAACAACAAGCCUGUGUUGCCAUUGGAAGUUUUUAAGAACAGGGUGUGUACUCCAGAUGUGCAGGGUGUGACUAUUCUGUUGACUUGCAUUGUAGGAAAUACAAUCAAAAUUGCUGUGCAAGGGAAAAAAUAGGCCUUUUAAGCAAGGUUUUAGAUUCUGUUGCAAAACAUCACAAAUCCAGUCUCUAUGGAGGAUCUGCGGCCUCUCAGUUUGUAAACUGGUGAUCCAGGAAGUGACCUGAGUGGUAGUGAGAGGGCAGAGACUGGUGCAGAUUGUUGCAGAGGUGGAAAAACACAAAAAAAAUAUGGAAAUAUGGUGAGUGCCCCAGAAGAACUAGUGCAAGUUCACUAUACAUGAAAUCCAGAAUCUUACUUUAAACAACAGCUGCUGAAGAGUUGGAACGUUAAAAUUUUGAAGAGUUAUUCGUAGUUUUUCCGUCUUAUAUUUAAAACAUGCCAUGGUUGGCCCUCAAACCAGUUAGAAUCAACUUUCCCGAGCACAUUGUUGUUGAAAAGUAGCUGGUGUUUUCUUUGGUCUUUGGUCAGAAUUUUGACAUUUGUGUUAGCUUUUGCAACCAGCUACAGAGGAGAUGGUCUGUCUGGCUCUGACCUCCAACAUCUUCACUUAUGCAGAAUCACAGUGGUAUAGGAGGAAGUGGAACCGCUUGCCUGUUGUUACAUCACCACAGGAGUCAGUUAAAAUUUCACUGAAGAGGCUAUGUUUCCAGGAUAGCAGCCCAAAUAAAGAAUACUGAGGCUUUUUCACUUCCAUGUAAAGCUUUGAGGAUGACUCAAGUUGACGGCUUUAGAAUCGCAUCAAAAACUUUCCACCUGUUUUCUUCGACCUCAAUGCGACAUCAAUAGCAAGAAACCCUUUUUCGGAGCUUUCUUUUCAAAGGAGUAAAAAAAAAAACAGGACAAAAACUCCCAGUUAUGUAAAGAAAAGAUCAUCUGAAUCUAUGAAUGAAACACCGGCACAGACAUGCAAGGUGAUGUACGAAAAAAGAGUGCAGUCAUUAAAACAGGGUUAUAUAACAGAAAAGAAACGGAGGUGGAAAGUGUGUCUGAACUGAAAUGGACAGAAACACACCUCUUUGGUGAAGCCAGGACAACUCCCUGAUACUGUGUUUAACCCUCUGAAUACACACACGUGUGGACAUGUGUGUGUAAGUCGGAGGUAAACACACAGAAGUGCAAAUAAAGGGGAUGACAGGAUCCGGUAAGGUACUAAAUUUGAAUCAUGUUUCAUUUUUGCAUGACUUUAGGGUGCAAUUAUGACUUACAUCAUACCCACACCCUCAUUUUGAGUGUGUUUGUGUGUCUGGCUGGUGUGUAAGAGAGUGUGCGUGUGUGUCUUGUUUGGGUGUGGUGUGUCUGUAAUCAAGCCAGCAUUAGGCUGUAUACCAGACUACCAACUGCUGCAGGACUUCUCACAUUUAAGCUUUCUAAUUGAUUCAGAGUGUGAUUUAUGAAGCUCUGCACCCGCGUGUGCCUGCCUGCCUGCCUGCUGCCUUUUAGCUGUGCAACACAAGGACACACACACACAUACCCAUUUGUGCACACUUCCACAGAAGCUCUGAGUCACUCAUCUCUGCAGCAUAAGGCACUAUUGUAUUUAGCGUCUUCACUGGACACUUUCUGACACAUUCAUUCACAUUUCCCAGAAGCAUAUGCAUGUGUCAGUGUGUGUGUGUGUGUGUGUGUGUGUGUGUGUGUGUUUGUGUGUGUGGGUGGUCGUCUCGUAUUCCAUGUAACAGGCCCGGCUGCUAAAAAUGAAGACGUGACAAGGAAAGUGUGAGUGUGAUAGCGAGAGAGGUGGGUGUGUGAGCGCGUUUUAAAGGGGCAGCUGCGGGUCAAUAAGCCGACCAACAACUUUGAACAUCAACGGAGGAAAAUCGUCAAACUUACAAGAAGUUGAUGUGAGUUGUGAGAGUUCAGGGAGAGGUAGAAACACACAGGAGGGCUCCACAGGUAACAAGCGGCUCACCUGUUGCUUUUUUAUGUUUGUGGUUUGUGGCGAACUCAUUCAGAGUUUUAACCAUUACAGGAGGAAAGGUUACUCCAGGUUGAGUAAUUGUCAGUCUUUGCCGUCGCCCGAGGCUGUGUCGAAGUUGUUGUUAUGGAUGAUGUAGGCAGAAGAGCUGCUUGUUCGAGUGCUUUUCAUUAAUAUUAAUGUAGCAUUUACUUUAAUACCCGAACAGUUUAAGAGUCCAUGAUGAUAAGUUUUAAUGUGCAUCGCUGGAGAGAAGCGCUGGAAGAAGAUAUUAAAAGAUCUGUUUUCGUACAGAUUGUGUGAACGCUCAAAGUGUUUUCUCGCCACAUAAACUAAACCUAAACUUCAUUUCAGAGGUUGAAAAGUUGAAAUUGAAAGUAAGCGCUGCAGUAAUGGAGGAUAUCAAGUUCCCAUUGCUUGUUUUAGCUCGUUUUUGCUCCCAUACAACAUGUACAGUAGGUCAUAGUUACAGCAGGAUGUCGUAAACCCAAAAUAGAGUGUUCACUUUCACUUUCUUUUGCACUGAGUUUGGCUGACCUGUAGCUUUUGCUUAAAACGGAUCAUGUUUUUGAUUCAUCUAAAAGGUGUUGCUAUAAAAACCAGAGGUAAUAUUUAACACGGCCUCGAUCACAGCUGUAAUCUAGAGCGCUUAUCUUGUGAUAAUAAAGAGGUUAUCUGGUUUUAUCUGGUGAAUUUGCUUCUUGUUGUCUAUGAAACCCAAACACAGAUGAGUCCUUCAGCACAAGUGUCAGGAAUCGAACCCGGCCCACAAAGGGAUGAUUCAUACACGUGUGUGUGUGGGAGGAGGUGGACUGUGCCCCAUGGCCUCCUCUCACCACUCUUAACAACCAAAGGACCCAUCCUGGGAAAAAGGGGUGGAGGGGGGAGAUUAGUGUGACAGGGAUGAGGCGCUGGACGCUUUGAUUCACAGAUCUCCCAUCAUCCUCUGUUCUUCAUUGACUGGCGCCAUUGUAGCCGGAGUCGAAGCGCUCUGAUUGGUCCGUUGGGUCUGAAUGUCACUGGGACAUGUCGGUGGGCUCUGGAAUUUGUGUGUGUUUGUGUGCGAUGAGUUAAUAGCUAUCCAUUGAGUGGCUGAUUGUGUUCUGUUGUCCACACUGGUUCUCUUUGUCCCAACUCUUUACACACACACAUACACACACACACACACAUACACACACCCAUGAAUCUGAAGCAGGCAUUCCUCCAGUGGCAGCGCACUUGCCAAGCGAGGAAAGAAAGAGAGGGAAAGAAAAUACUAACUAGCUAACAGUACCAUUCAUAGUCAUGGCACUGUGGUUCUUCCUGGCUCCGGUUCGAGACUUGAAUGAGUCUGAGGCUAAGAAUAUUUUAUAGCUGCUUUUUAUGCUCCCAUUACUCUCCCCGCUCUUUUCAUUACAUCUCUCUUCUGUUGUUUUUCCCUCACAGCGAAGCUCGUGAAACCUGCGCUGCAUUAAGAUGUGUUUAAUCGCAUUUCUUUGGAAUUUAUAGACUCAGACUGGUUGGAUUUUCUUGAGGUGUAAAUGUGUGCGAGUAACCUCUGAGGUAAAAAAAUAAAAAGAAAAGACUUGAAAACAGAGCGGAAAAAUGAGACACAGAAUAGAGACGUUUAAGUACAGAUACCAGGUUGAGAAAUGCUUCUGAUUAGGUGUCACGACCCCGAUCAUUCGCUAGAAAAAGCUGCUCUGAUUAAUCAUGAGAUUUUAAAAGAAAUGAUUUAUAUUAGUAGAAUUUUUAUCUGCUAAAAACAACCAUAAAAGCCACUAUCAUUUAAAAGUGGGGUAGGCAGGAUCUGAGGAAGUGAAAGUUUUUGAGAGAAAUCUUGAAUGUAAACACUACCCCUUCCCAACCAGUUUUCCCCUCAGCUCCUCCUCUCCCCUCCCUCUCUGCUCCAGCAAGCCCCGCCCACAAACAGACGCUCCUGCUCGCUCGUAUCAUUUCAAUUAAAUUCAGAUAUAAUACAGACAGAUACUUCCGAUUAUUACAAAUGGGGCCCAGUCAACAUGAAAAUAAAAAAGCAUUGGUGCAACUGUAGAUGCCAACAGACUACCAGCAAACACAAUGUUUGCAGGACUUCUACAACUAGGAUAAAGUGACAUAGUCCAGGACCCGAGGUCAACAGUUUAGUGGCGCCACAACACGCAGCAGGUCCUGUUUGACAAGAAACACUUCUGUUACAGACACUUGUCUUACUUUGUUAAAGCCAUCCCGAAGCGUCCUUCAUCGUUUAGGCUGAUUUUGACUUGGCUUCUUAGCUCUUGUCUGGUCUACCUCCUUAUCAAUCACCCGUUAUUCUGCCAGAGACUCCGGUAUUUACGUUGUUUUAUUGCUUGUGUUUUCCGUACUUUCUGGUUGGUUUCUACUGUUCGAUAUUGUAGCACACUAACUUUGUUUGGGCUCGUACACGUUAUUCGAGGACGUGGAGUGUACCUCCCAACAUGAGGGAGCAGCGUCUGCCUCACAACCAAUCAGGUUGGGGGAGGCGGAGAAUAGCUUUGUUUACAGUCAGAAAGAGUGGCCUGCUCAAAAUAUUAAAAUGUUGACUACACAGACAUAACAAAACACGGAGAUAUCAUUAUAUUACCAAAUGUCAUCAAUAACUAAUAUCUACUGACUGAUAUUUAAAGCUUAUUUUGUAUAUACACCACAAAAAAAGAUGCUUUUUUAACCAAAUCCUGCCUACCCCACCUUUUAAUUAUGAAAAAUCUAAUGUAUCAAGUCACUGCAGGUGAUGAUACGCAGUAGACCAUACACAUGGAAAAGAAGAAGAAGUGCAACCUCAGCAAGCAAUUAGACUGAAAGUGGCCUGAGCGUUCUGCACACGCCGGGCUUGGAGCUUGAAGUAGUCGAGCUGUAAAAGGGAAAAAAGAAAACGCUGAAUCCAUCCACUCCUGAAAAAGAGACGAGAGUAAGUCAAGAGUCACCAUCUCACAUAGAACCGUGGAAUUAUCUCAGUCACUUUCAGUAUAUUUCAGGAUGUCAGUAAUCUAGUUUGAUAAGCUCCUAGAGAUGCUACCACCAGUUGAACUUUAAUGGUGGCAAGCAGCAUGUCUGAGGUGAGGACACACUGACAAACAGCUCUGAAUAGUCAAAAACCCUCUUUAUAAUUUGGAUAGAUGCAAAAAAAGAGAGAAACGGGUCUGAUAAAAACAACAGAAUCUCCAGAACUUGAUCCUUUUUCCAAGGUAGACGCUGACGAAUGAUUGCACCAGCUAAUGAAUACUAAAGGGAAUAAGACUUGCAAGACAGGUCAUGACCUGAACCCCAAACCUGUGACAUCUUAGUCGAGAUUACAUGGAGUGUCCUGGUUUACAACACCCUGAGCUGUAUACCAGACGGACGGGCUAAAUGACAGAGGCAGAGGGCCGCUUUUUACUGGUCAGUGCGGGUAGACCAUGCGUCUCGCUGCCUACCACAGAUGGAGUGAGACGGAGGGGUUGGAAAGAGGAAAAAAUUGGAGAAACUGCGAGGUAGAGCGAGAGGAGAGGUGAGGGAAAGGCGGCAGAAACAGACUGAGACUCGUCCAGCCAACUCGCAGAGAAAAGAGGGAAGUAGAAAGACAGACAAGUGGGCAAAUUAUACGAUACAACACCACAAAUUAGCUUUACCGCGGAAAUACCUCCAGAGCAGCAUGGGAAACACGCAGGGAGAGACUAUUUCAGACUUUUGCUCCUGUUUGUUAUGCCAGCCAGCAUCUCAGGGCAGAGGGAAGGAUUCGCAAAGCUCCGAGUACAUUACCAUGUGAGUAAAAAAGGGGAAGAAGGGGAGGAAAAUGAGGGCAGCGGUGUCUCUCAGGGGGGGAAAGUGACCUCAUUGCACCAUUGUGCCCUCUUCUCUUGUCCUCCCCCUUCUCUCUCUCUCUAUUUAAUCUAAAUCCAUUCAAGAGACUUUAUUGGCCAGAUAAGGUCGUUCUGACACUGCCAAGGCUUAAGUGCAUCUCUGCCUCGCUCCAGUUGGACGGAGCAGGAAGUAGGUUGGUGGCGAGAGAGGAAUGACAGCCUUUAUCUCGGUCAGUAAACACAAACCCAGGGAGUCCCUGCAUUGUUUACACUGUGACUUUAACUCUCAGAGGACACUGUCACACAAUCACUCACACAGGCCUGCAGCACAGAUACUUAACAAGGUCAAACUAUUGGACUUGCAUACAGAAAUGCAUGCAACAAACACACACGGGGUUGCACACAACAGUGGUGUGUGUGUGCGGUGUGUGUGUGUGCGGUGGAUGUUGGCAGCAAGUGUACGGUGCACUGGUCAGGGCCCAGCACACUCAAACUUCCUCCUGCCUGCCAGUCUGACCACUAGCGGUUAUGUGUGCGUGUGCGUGUGUGUGCGCCAUAAACCAGAGAUAAUUCCACCCGAAACCCUGUGUGGAUCCACUCUCUGUAUUUUACUCUCAUAGUCGCUCAUUUACUUCAUUUUAUGAUCCAGAGGAAUUAUUCAACAUGACAUGCCUGCUUCUCUGUGUGUGUUUCAAGCGCUCUUAAACGAGGGCAUCGCUAAAGGUUGUAGCAGCUUGGAAAUAAGACGUCUUCAAAAUGCAGCAUUCUAAAAAAACAAGUUGUGCAAUUCGGUCGCUGAAUUAUAGAGCAGUCAAUAUUUUUAAUAUAGAGUUGCCCUUUAUUCACCCUUUGCCAUUUCAUUUCAGACUGUCUCUUCUGUCCGUAUCCUCCAUUUUUUCCGCCGCAGUCUUCGCCGCCUCAUCUGCUCAUCCCAUCAUUAUCUGUCCCCUGCUCAACCAAGUGCACCUAAUCCAAAUUAUCUCCACACAAGCUUGUAGCAAUUUGGGCUUGACUGAUCAUGCCUUUUAUUCACUGUAUUUUGUCUUUUAACCCCAUUUUCAAUCUCUCUCUGCUUCACAAGAGGGAUAGCAGCGGCACGAUAGCAGGGGUUUGAUGAUACUGAAAUUGGUCGCCAACAAAUUUAAUAGUAGUUGUUAUCUUCCCUAUCUUUGCUGGAGUGAUGCAUUCAAAAAUAACAGGUAAACAAAAUAAAGCAGAGUAAGCGAGACAGCUUGCAUCCGUAUUGCGUCUGCUGAGUGGCACAUGUGCAACAGCGAACAAGAAACGACAGGUAAACAACAAAAAAGCACAGCAUCAUAGCCGCAGCUGAUGCAAGACUAAAGUGUCGUAAAACAUAAAAAGCCGGGGAGGAUUUCUCCCUCAAGGUUUCAAAGAAGAACAGCAGGUCUAAAGAUCUGUUAACCAGACCCUGCUUAUCAUGGGAGGGUGUCUGGCGUGCGCUUUGAAGAAAACACACGUUAGCCGUCUCUUUGUGACAUUCAACUUAAAAGUUACACCAUGCUGUGUGAGUUUUAAAUCUUUAGUCCUCCACCUUUUACCUCAUCACUCUUUUCCUUUUUGUCUCUUCCUUUCAUCUCCUAUUUUCCUUUUACCAAACACACAUUACUAAGAGUUUAAAAGAGUAAAAUCAAAUUUAAGCGUUAAUUGCAAGUAUCAAUCUCUGGUGCUAAAAACUGCAGUUCUCCAAGUGUCUGCUUUGAGCUGGCUGCAGAAGCACCAGAAACCACGUACACACUGAGCCAAAAAAGGGCAGCUCAAAGCCAAAAUAAACACAUGGAAAGUCUGGUAGCCCUGUAGCUAUUUGUGAGGAGGCUGAAGGAUGCUACAUCCAGUUAUUGCACAGUCUGUGGUUGAUUGCUGAAUAAGAACUAUUACGCUACUUUGCAGAUUGUUAUUCAAUUAGUUCAUCAAUGGUUUUAGUGAUAAUUGAUAAGCCGACUAUCCAAAUAAUCAUAAAUUGAACACUGUGAUUAUGAGAGGCAGAAAAAGUUGUUAAAUCGAUACACAGCGGCGUAAAAUUAAUUUAGGGUUAAACACACCAUAACACCAAGUAAGACACCCCCUUGAGAUGUGAAUGUUGCCAACUGUUUACUUCUCUAGUUUUACCAACUUUAGUAACGACCGCAGGAUAGCGAUACACAACGGUCUGAGGAGCCAUAAACAAACCUCAACCAAAACGCCACUCUAUAGCCACAAAUAAUGCUCAGAACAGCACCUAACUUCAUCAACAGGACAUAUAGGGUCCUAGCCAUAGUACUAGCCACCAAAUAUCUUUUUAACUUUGCCUGAUUUCUUUAGCAAAUAGACUAAACACAACUCACCUACUCUCUUCCAGCAGCCGCUUGUUUGUAGCGAGACCUCAGGCCAGUCCAUUACAAACUACAGCAGGGUGACCUGGCUUAAGGAAGAACAUUUAUGAUCAUUUCUUAAAGGAAAUUAAAUCAGACAGAAAUGCUAAGGCAGAAGAACUACCGCAUCUGCAAUACAAAAUGAUUUAUAUGGUGAUUAUUACUUCGAGGAAAUAAUAAAGAAAUGAUCGUAAAUGUUCUUCCUUGAGCUGCGUCACCCCACAAGCAGCUGCUGGAAGAGAGUAGGUGAGUUGUGUUUAGUCUCUUUGUUAAAGGAAUUAGGCGAAGUUAAAAAUAUGUUUGAUGGCUAGUGCUGUGACUAGGACCCUAUAUGUACUGUUGAUGAAGUUAGGUGCUGUUCUGAGCAUUAUUUGUGGCUAUAGAGUGGCGUUUUGGUUGAGGUUUGUUGAUUGCUCCUCAGACAGCUGUGUACUGCUAUCGUGCGGUCGUUACUAAAGUUGGUAUAACUAGAGAAGCAAGCGGUCGGCAACAUUCAUCUCUCGAGGGGGUGUCUAACUUGGUGUUACGGUGUGUUUGACCCUAAAUUAAUUUUAUACUGGAAUAUCCCUUUAAGUAAACAGGUCAGGUUACCCUUGAGACAAAUGUUGAACUGAAACGACUUUGGUGGAGUUGCCCCUCCAACAACAGACCCGCAAAAAGUCUCAGCAAACUCUUGAAGAUGCCAAUCGCAUGACUUUUCCCUCAUUUUGGUCACAGUAAAGAUGUUUUUUUUAAUGUGUGUGUGGCAUUUUUACAGCACACCAUCAUUUCCUAUGACUGUCAGGGCUACAUCCCUGCGGUUUCCAUGGUUACAGACAGUUCUGCAUCCCCGCUGGGAGACAGACAGCAGACAGAUACGAGUAACUUCAACUGGUAGUUAGAGCCGAGUCGUGCUGAGAGCUGAGACCCCAGAAAUCCUCGAACAAGAGCCUUUUUCUUCCCCUUAUCCUUGUCUUCUGCUGUCCUGGAGAGACAUCAGAGGCGUUUGCCUGUCAGCGCUGAUUCAAAGAGAAGCUACAAUUCGGAUUAAAUCUCCCCAAUCAUGCAGAACAUUUUUCAGACUUGAAUAUAAAAGUUAUCUGGGUUUGGCACGGUUUCUGGUGUGGUCCAGUCGCAUUGUUAGAAACCCGUCAUUGUUUGGAAAUGCUCUCUGUCACUCUAGCUGCUUCUCUGUACGUCUGCAGUCUCUAUUCUUGCUGUGGACUAUUGUGUAUUAAAAUAAAACCCAACGUCUCUCUGGGUAAAUGUGGACCAUGUUCCUGAUUUUUAAGAGCAGCAGAAGACAAAAACAGCAUGUGUAUUUCCAUUUUCCUCACAAAUAAAUCUAUUUUCUCUUCCAGGAAGCCUGUUUAUUCACUCCAGCCCAGCUGUUAGGAUGAGGAAUUGCUGCAUCUGUGUUUUUUUUAGCGAUACUUGGAGAGUUUGCGCAUAUCUCCCCUGAUAGCUUAAUGGAAAACAGCUCUCUUCUUUGUUUCUUAAGCUAUUUUGCAGUUUUAGUAGCAGUAUGAAUAUGUAAAAAGCCUACUGACAGGUCGGUUUUGCUGGUUUUUGCCUUUCACUUUCUGUUUUUUUUUGCUCUCCUUCAUGGUCUCCGUUUCCCUCUUUAUCUUUACAUCUGUCCUCUGAUCUGCUCUGACAACCUGACAACACUUUCAUCCCGCCUUCCUCUUCCUUCCUCUGACUUCUGGUCUGUCCAGGUACAGCACCCUCGGGGAGGAAACAUCAGAGACAUUACAGUUUGUGUCAGAUCCAAAGUGAAAAAGUGGAUUUAUGUGUAAAAUAUCGGUGCAUAUGCAGCUCUUGUUAAUGCUGGUAUGCCUUGCUGUUUCCCGGUAAGAGGCUUUGGUUUAUUAUCGUGUGUGUGUGUGAGUGCGUCAGUGCUCCGUGCCCGGGCUAAGAUGUGGUAGUUUGAUAUCAUUGGCGCUCUUUCAUCAGUGAGGUGAUUCUCCUGCUAUGUGUUUGAACUGCAGUGAAUCAAAGACAGCUUGUUGUACAGCUGGCUGCAGCUGCGGCCUCAUCACCUGCACAUUAAACCCACCUGCUCUUUCUUUUGACUCUUUGCUAUCUUCGUAGCUUUCUCUUUGUUCAGUUUUUUGAUUUCCCCCCUUUUUUUUUGCCAGAAGGUUUUGUCUCUGAUGCGGGCUUCAGAAACUAAAUUUUACUUUCAUCUGUUAUCAGUCUCAGCAACACUCUUGAGAAUUCACAUUUAAGACAAUCUGCUCAGUGUUAUAGUACCAUCUGUAUUUGUACAGAGUAAAUGAGGUUUUAGUGACGUUUCUGUGCUUUUAGAGUGUUUGUGUGCAAAGUUAAUGGAAGGAUAAUAGUUAAGGCAGGAAGCUUACUAAUAAGGAAAACUGCAACUUCUGAAGUCACCAUGGUUAUCUGCAAUAACUCAUUUAUUGAUAGUUUCUUAUCACGCGGUAACUUAAAGCUCCUGUGAGGAGUUUUCAGCUGGUUAUCAAUACUGAUGCCUCCUUAUGACCUACAGAAGCAAACAAGACCACAAGUUAGGAAAAUAAUUCCUGUAAACACUGGAAGACAAAAGCACCCUGUGAAAUAAGACUUUUUUAUUUUUAUUUUUAUUUUAAUUUUUUUUUACAUUUUCCAAAGUUAAAGCUACUAUAAGUAGUUUUUUGAUGUUUAUGAAACAGACUAAAAUUUUUAGUGAUGCCUUCUUAUGACCUACAGAAGCAAACAAGACCACAAGUUAGGGAAAUAAUUCCUGUAAACACUGGAAGACAAAAGCACCCUGUGAAAUAAGACUUUUUUUUUUUUUUACAUUUUCCAAAGUUAAAGCUACUAUAAGUAGUUUUUUGAUGUUUCUGAAACAGACUAAAAUUUAUAGUGAUGCCUUUUUGUGAUAUUCAAAAGCAAACGAGACCAUGAGUGAGGAAAAUAACUCCUGUAAACACCGGUGGUGAGAGCACCCUGCAAAGUAAAACUUUUUCUUUACAUUUUCCAAAGUUAAAGCUACUAUGAGUUUUUUUUUUUUUAAUUUAUAUGGGUGCCUUUUUGUGAUAUUCAAAAGCAAACAAGACCAUCAGGGUAAGAUAGAUAACUUUUAUAGGCUUGCUUUUAAUGCCAGAAACUGUUACAAAGGGGUAAGAAAAGCCCUGUUUCUAGAAUUUCCACAAAAUGAUUUAUUCUGUGGAAAAUGUAAAAUCAGGGCCUUUUCUUUCUUUAGCGGCUCCACUGACAGCUGACCCCUCACACUGGCUUCAAGCAUUAAAAAAGACAGAAAAAAAUAGUCAAUCUUGUCCUUGACGGUAUUAUUUGCCUUUGUAAAAUCAGUAUGAAUUUUAUUUUUUUUUAUAAACUUCAUAGGAGUUUUACGUCAUGAGAAGUGAUGUGAGCAUGUGCAGAACUGCCAGCAGAGUACAGUAGUUAUUACUGCACACAUACCAACUCUAGUUUGGUUGGAAGUAGUCAUGUAUUUAUUCUUGUUUAAUUCUUUGUUCUGGUAUGUGUUGUACGGUUUUGUGAAGAUAAAAACUGUAGAUAAAUAAAAAAAAAAUAAAAAAAAAAACACCUAAUGUGAACUCUGACCCUCUGCUGGACAAGUUUGUUUCACAGUCCUUCAACAUAGAAAAAACAGAAUCGACUAUUACGCUCAGUUGUGUGAGUCAAUCAGCUCUUGAUAUCUGAGUUAUCUUGAUUAGCCCUGAAAUACAGGAAUUUUAUCUGCUCUUGUUUUAUUUGUGCUUGACUUGGCUCUGUUCCCGGUUCUGUUUUGCUUGUGUUGUUUUUCUUAACUUUUCCCCAUUUCACAUAAAAACAGAAACUUUAUUUUUCAAAGUUCUGCAUAUUAAGGAUGAUUAAUACUUUCCUGUUGCUCAACCAACGUCAUAUCUCUUGCUACACUAUCAUGCAAAAAAAGGAGGAUUUUUUAAUCUAUUUCUUAAACCUGGAAGAGUGAAAACUGGAUUUGCGUUCCAGUGAGAGCAACAUGUUAAAAUUAGAGUAAUAACACGGUCUCAUAAUCUGGCUCUUCCUGUCUGGACUUUAUGAUUGAUCCUGAUUAAAGACUGACUUUUAAAGCAUCCAUCACAGUAGCAGUUAUAUGUUGACUACACUGAUGCGGCAUGUAUAUAAGUACUCUAUAAUUACUCUUAUGGUAAGGCUGUGAUUGAACAACGAUCCUCUGCUAUGUUUGUCUCUACAUUGUACAGAGUUUACAAUAGAAACCAGCACAGUCCAGGGACAGGCUGGGUGGGCAGGGCCAUCAUGGGAACCAGAGGGGCUUUUAGCGUUCGGGUCCUCAGGGACUUGGCUGGGACUGUGUUGUUGUUGUUGAUAAAUGCACUCCCACAGUUCUAGAGCCAAAACACACAGACUCAUACACACACAUGAAAAGUUUCUCCUGUGCUCAAAAUCACAUGGAGGAAAAUCCCAUACUAGAUUUGAUGAGUGAAUCUUGGCGUCGUAAUAAUAAUGAUUAAAAUUUUCAUAAAACUUAAACACUGCCUUUUUUUUUCUAUAAUGGUUCACAGCGUGUUCUGUUCACACACCCUCAGGAUCGCACAUAUCACACAUACUUAUAAACACGCCAAGACACAUGAAAGAGGAAGGUCACAGACGUGGAUUAGAGCCAAAAUCAGUCUGAAGUUUCUUCCACCGCCGUCAUCGCUCCGUCAUCUGCUCAGGGAAUAUUUAGCCGCUUUGUUUUUAGUCAGCGCCUUAGUUUCACUUCUUCCCUCUCUGUCAGCAUGAUUGGAAUCACUAAACAAUGUAGAUGAAGUUGUUCGGGCUUUACAUCACACAGUGGAGACCACUUAAACCCAAAGUUGUUGAAAGUAAGAGGUAAAAUAAUGAGGGUGACUCAUCAGAAACAAGGUGGGAAAAACAGAACAUGAGAGUCCUGUAAUGUGACGUGGGAGAUGAUUUAGUAAUCCUUUCUGGCAUUUUUCAAAAAUGUUCAUACGUUCUGGCUCUUGAGAUCUGAUGUUUUGUUAGGGGUUAACUCAACAAAACUUAACUUUAUUUAUAGAGCACUUUAAAUACAACCAGAGCUGACACAAAGUGCUGUACGUAAUAACAUAAAAACAUAAAACAACAAUAAAUUAUUGGUUUAAAAUACAAUAAAAGGCAAUAAAACAAAUGCCUCAUGCUGGGUCAAAAGCAGAGGAAUGAAAGUGGGUUUUUAGACGGGCUGGGCAAUAUGGCCCUUAAAUCAAUAUCACAAUAUAUUGAGCAGUUCACCUCAAUAACGAUAAAUGGAUGAUAACUACUCCACGAGCUGCUCACCCCCUCCCACAUUAACUUCGUCUACUUCAGCCGCUACAACUUUUGAACUGUCCUCCAUCUCCUCACCUGUCUUUCUCUCUUUGUUACGGACUUGAUGGGGUGGAGUCAUGUCUCUGAAGUAGGACAGCGUCUUAAAGGGACAUGAGACCAUAGCCUACCUACACAUAUCCAAACCAAGUUUUAUUUAUUUUUUUUUUUGACACCGAAUAUACCGUCGCAAAUUUCAAUAUUGGUAAAUUUUCGGUUUAUCGCCCAGCCCUACAUUUUGGUGUUUCCUUAGUCAAUAUCUUUAAUAAUUUCUACACAGCAUCUUGAUUUGCAAAAUGUAGAUUAAGUUCUGCCUCAAUUUAGUGUCCUUUGCAUCUAGAAGUCAUACAAAUAUCAGGUGGCACAUGUUUUCAUGCAUGACGUAGGUGUCGGGGUAUAAAGGGGCUAAAGGAGGUGAGUAUGUUAGAGUGUUGAGAUUCACCCUGCAGGCAAGAGCGGCUGCUAAAAGACACGGUGACAGUGAGGGAAGGUAUCUUUGCUAUCCAUCAUCCAGGCUGAAUCAGAGGAAUGCAGGCGACUCUACCCCCCGGCAUCAGGACUUAUAUAUAGGCUGAACACCUCAGAUCACCAACACUGACCUCUGUAUACCCCCUCAUCUGCGUGCAACAUACACCUACAGCUUAUGAAUCACAUACUUAAGCACUGUCAGGCUCUUUUUCGUGUUUCUAAGAGUCUUAAAUCUGUCUUUUUGCUAUGAAUAAGAGUUCAAAUUAGAGGGUUUUAUUUAAAGAGAGAGGACCAUGAGGGCGAGGAUGUUUACUCUUUUCUGCCCUCUAUUCUUUCUCCCUGUCUCUAGUUUGGGAUUUUGUCCACGUGGAUCUGCUACUGGCAUUGUUGUGUCUUAGCAAUUUUCUGAGCUGGCGUGUAAAAAUGAGCCGAUAUUAGAGGGAGAGAGAGUCUGCGGAGUUUCUCUCUUCAAAAUGACAAUGUCUCUCUAAGCAUGACGGACUUCCUCAAUCCCUCUUCUUUUAAGUAAGAAUAUCUUCUGUCCUAAAGCCUACAGUGCUAAUCCCAAACAGUGCAGUGUGUGUUACCAGAAAAAGACAGCUGAGUAGAUGGGAGGCUCUUAAAGACAUGGAUGAAUGACUGAUGCCUCUGAAAUGAGAGAGCAUUUCCCAAAAAGAAGAUACAAUCUCCGGACUUAACUUGACACAAAGGGCGGUAAGGCUUUUUGAGCAGAUCAUUAUAAUGAGGAGCUCCUCUCUUGACUUUAUAAUGAGGUUUUUGGAGAAGCUGCUCUUUUAGUUUUGCAGACUGAGGGGUGGAGAUGGGGGGUGAGGAUCGAAGCCAGUUUCCCAGAGGUUUACUGACUCUAGGACUUCAAAGGCGAAAACACAGUGGCACCGUCAGUGGUGCUGGAGAGGCCUAAUCCUGAGCGAUGAGUGCGUGUUUGUGUGUGUACAUCUCUAUCAGUGGGGAAUUAGACCUCCAUAGUCUUGAUUUUGUAGGGCCGCAGAAAGCCUCUGGAAAUUUGGCUUGAAGACGCAGGAAUCUUAACGCGAUAUUAAAUCUGAGUGAGAAGACAGGUUCAUAACUUAAGACAGCUGGUAAAGCUUUGACAAGACUGUGCAAGUCUGGAAGAUCACAUUUUGAUUGACAUCUGCUUGGGUCUGCUCAUAACAGAACAUUAAACCACGUAGCUGACUUAAACUGGAGGUGUGUCGUCGUUGGGAGUCAGAACCAGUAGAGAGAGUACGAGCUCGGCUUUACACGUUUGCUCUACAUUUCAUAUUCAGCACUCAACAUACACAUGCAUCUUUAGCUGGGAUGCCAAUAGAUGUUCUCAGAGCGUUAAAUCAAUACAAAAAUGUACGCUCUGUAGUGUUUGCCAUCGCCCAGCCUACGCACAAGCACCAUGCCAAAAAGAGAUCACCGGUGGCCUUAACUCAACUUUUGCGUCUACAAAUAGAGAUUUUUUCGCUGGCAGCCGUCCAAACUUGCUCCAGGAUAACGUUAAUGCUGAAAAUGAAAAGCCAAGCUGCCGUCUUAUUUUUACAGUAAUUGGUUUAAGAGAUUAUUUAUGCUGAGAGCUGGUUUUUGGAUUAAACAUGCAUGCUUGUUUAUAUCCAGGUUGUUGAGUAUUAUAGUAGUAAGUCUGUGCUACGGUUUUGUCAUAACGUGAUUGGCAAGCUUUUAACCUUCUAUUUAUUCUCGUGCCAACUCGGGAUGGACAAUAUGGGCAAAAAAAAAUAUCACAAAAAGAUUUGCCAUUCUGGCGAUAACGAUAGAAGUCCCGAUAAAAAAUAUUAUAAUUCCCAUCUAUAUUUUGACUCAUUUUGUCUUAAGAACACUAGUUGGAGUAGUCAAAUAAGAUACUUAACCACAAGUUUGAGUGGUAGGUUAGGGAGAAACACAUGAUAUUAAACAAGUCAGGCAUACUUGUAGGAAAUCCCUCAUGUAGAGUAACGAGCUGCUCAGCAACGUCUUCUUCAUUACCUUCGGCCAUAUUUGUUUGUUAUUCUUCUCUGUGUCGGCUAUGGCUGAGUCCAUCACUUGCACUUACGUCAUCAACUUGCAUUUAUCAUAUUUAUCAUGAGAUGGCAAAUAUUUAUCGUAGAAGAUUUUUCUGAUGAUACAUCUUGAAUGAUAACUAGCAUGGACAACUAGCAUGGUUGCUGACAAACAGUAAAUAUGUCAAACUGGUGACCGCUGAUGAUAGUAUGUGUAUAAACCAUUUGGCUAACAGUGAGUUUAUUUGAUUUCUUAGUCUAGAGGCUUUUAUGACCUUUGAAGUCAAAAUAAAAGAGUUUAACAUUAUGUUAGGAACUUGUCUUAUGUCUUUGAGCUUCAAAUAUCAGUAACCAGAAUGAGUAUUCACUCUGGUCAGGCACUUAAGUGAUGAUUCAUCCGUUUCCAACAGGUGCAGAUUCACCAGUUGGUGGGACAAGAUGACAACAGCCCAAUCAAUACUUGAUGCAUGAAUCACUGGUUCAAAAAAAGAGAAACUCUUAUUUAGUCUGACUUGAGUUUUUAUUUUUAUAAGAUACCUUCAGGAAGUAAGACCUCAGAUCCUUGACCCCGAAGCAGACACCGCUUUUCAAGCAUACAAAUCCCACUUCAGUUUCUUUGAUAUGUGAAUAUUUAUCAAAAUCUUCCCGCUCCUUUCAGUCAGAACCUGCGUGGGUGCUUAACGUGGGAGUUGGAGACCAUGCUGUGAGGGUGUAGGUGUUGAUGUGUGUCUUGGUUGUCACUGGCUGUAUCGUAAGUCUUCAUAGCGUGUGUAAGUUUGGAUACGUGUGUCUAACGGCAAACAGAUGUGGGACACGGACAUGGAAGGCUUGGCGGGGUCCCGACAGGAUGACUGUGUGUCUGGCGUCCAUGUCUGCCAGCAGCUCAGUAACGCCGACUGGAAAAUUUGGAAUCACACCGCUUACUGCCUGCUCAUGUUAUAUGGAAACACACACACUCACUUUACAUUUAUAGUAUUUACUGGAAGGCAAUGGAAGAAAGACACCCACAUGCCUACCUGACAUAUAGUAUUAACUGCCUUCUCAACUUUUAUGGGAACACACACACACACACACACUUGGAGAGAUACGAGCCAAUGACACAUCACAGCAGAGCACGGCAUGCCGUCAUAGCUGAUGCUUACGGGAUUUGAAGCGGAGGAAAAGUCAACUUGGAUUUCGUGGAGACUUGUGUGCCACAUCUCAGUGUGUGUUGCCUCACUCUAGAUAAGUCAGCUUUAGCACUGCUGGCCUCCCUCUGACCUGCCUGAUGGAGCCAAAUACAGCACAACGUCUCAUUCUUAAUAUUGUCUAGCAGAGGUGAUGAUGAUACCCAAUCGUCCAAAUUUACAGGUUCAUCCUAGUCUUCUUUAGAGCUCCUGUUAGGAGAUUUUAACACUAAAAACAUCUGAAAUUAUCAUAGAUGCCUUUUCAGGAGCUACAGCAUUCAGGUUUGUCUAUUUAUAUUUAUUUAUAAUGUCUGAAACCACUGCCUUAGGAGAGGUGUCAGACGGUAAUUAACAGCAUGCUGCAGGAAAAGCCUGUUUUUGUAUUUUCCAUUGCCAAAAAACCACAAUAAGUGGCUUUUAAAAAUAAACGCUUUUUUAAAGGGCCUUUAUUUUGAAAGGACAGCCAUAGAGAGACGGAGGGAAGAGGUAAUGACAUGCACCAAACUUUUCUAUUUGAUUGGAAGUCAAACUCAAAGCAUUAAGUGGUGAGAUUUGCUGUGCAGUAAAAAGUCAUAUUGAUAAAUGAAGGUGGAAUUCAGUAUUUGGAGUCUCUGUUUUCAUCUUAUCUCAAUGCUUGAUACAAUUCAAGACUGUAUAGACUUUGUUGCAUGAAAAUGGGAGGACACCUGUUGCAAGCGUGCCUCAAAGAACAUGUGCAAUCUUGCAUCAGUGAAACAUUGAUUCAUAUACAGCAGAGUGAUAUAUGCAAACUAAUCAAAGUUCAGAGGUCCACUUUAGAAGUUUUGAGGUGAUCAGCAGCAUCUCAGAAGCUCCCUGUAUGUUAUUAGGGUAGUGUUAUGGAGGUACGAUCGUUGGGAAAGAUGCACUUGAAAAAUUGCCCAAAUUGAGUGAAAACAACUUAGGAUGUCUGGGUCGGAUUUGCAGAUUCACAGCGCGAUCAAAACCAUAUAUAAGCCGGGCGAAGUGGGUCUGGCGUCGCCACUGCUAGCCGGUCAGAGCAGAGACGAUUGUGGGCGAGGCUUUACCUUUCUCGGCGUGUCUUCACCAGCUCAGAUUACAAUGCUAAAGAUGCGUGGCUAACUAAUGCUAAAAUUUAUUGACAGAGUCUACCCGUUCCGACCAACAUCGUUCAGUCAUUAGCCAGUAUAGGCACAGACUAACCAGAGUUAUUCAGCAGACAUCUCCCACUGUAGUAAACAAAGUAAUUACCUGUUCAACAGAAACUCGUCUGUCUCAGCGUCAUUUUUCAGUCCCAAAUCCUUCUGCAGCUUUUUCCACCGGUCGUACGUUUCUCUAAUGUAGACUCUCCGUUGGCAUCUGUAUCGCUCAUAUUUCUUCCUUACUUCAGCCUUUUCCUCGAAACUUUUACGUUUCCUUCCCUUCGAUGUGGAGGGUAACAGAAGUGGCCUCCUGGUUUCGGUGUUUGUCUUCCCCGGCUCCAUUACGCUUCAGUAGCUGUGCGGCUAGCUAAUCACAUGUACGUGAGGGGGGUAGUGGGGAGGAGGCUGGACCAUGGGCGGGAUGGUGGGGAGCAGGGGAGACAGGGGGUUUGGAUGGUCGAUUAUUAUGCCUUUUUGCAGUGGAUACACUUAAUGGAUUUUUUUCUUCUUUUUGACCUUUAUAAUUUGCGUAGAUUGGACCAUAGGACCAUAACGGCCUUAUAAACGGUGUUAUCAAUAAGUACCAAGCUUCCAAAUGGUAGACCAAAGCUUUAAGAGGAUCCUCUCGCUCAUCCCCACUCUCCGUGUUUUUAUCUGCUGCUCAUGCUGUUUGUUUGUGUCGUCAUGCCUCUGUAACGCCAUGUAAGAACCACACAUCUGGACGCCAGUAAAAUGCUGAUUUCAGAGUCGAAAGUAAAAUAUCGUAGUGACGGUAGAGCUUGGAAAGAACUCAAGUCUUUACUCAUGAGGAUAAUGACUUCCGAGCUCGCUCGAUUCUCCGAUCGAGUGCUUCAAGAUGUUAUUCAAAGCUGUCAAAGUUGGAGGGACGCCCGUGAGCCGAGAAUAUUUGGUUAUGUGAACUAUUCCCAAGGGUCAGAGAUAAAGUUCCGUGCUGAAAUGCCAGUUUUCUCGCCCUCAUAAGCUUCCUGUUAAAUCCUGAAUACAAUUAAAAUCCCUUUUCCCACUUGGAGAGCUCUGGCACUGAUACCUUUGACUGUAAGUCACUGGAGCUUUGUUAUCACAAGAACAUCACUUAUACCCCGUCCUCUGAGCAGAGCUGACAGCUUAAGUCUUAAAACUAAAGCUGAUCAGCCUUUGAAGUCUGAACUCACCAUGUUGGACCUUUAUGAGCCACUCUGUUUACUCAAUUCAUGUUUUUCAUGCCUCCUUUUUACCUUCGUAUGAUUUCACAGCAUUUAAAACACUGAUGCACUCCACAUCAGAUCUGCUGCGUAGAUAGACAGCUUUGCUUUCACACUCAGUCGACCUAGUAACAACGUCUAUAAUUGACAUCACUGCUGGCCAAUUAGCCUCAGUGCCAGUGUGUGUGCGUGUGUGUGUCUCACUUUCCCAGCUAUUGGUCAGUGUGUCAGUAUGAUAAAUCGUGACAGUGUUAGUGUGAUGGUCCAGGCUGGCAGCCAGUUGGAGCCUUAGUAACAGCGCAGCGUUUCCUCUCUCUCUCUUUGAACUUCAGCUAUGCUGCUAUAAUGAGGGAAUGUUCUUUUCUGAGCCCAACCCAAGGGAGGUCGUGUGUGUGUGUGUGUGUGUGCGUGUGUGUGAGCAUGUGUGUGUGUGUGUUUGCAGCAUGGUGAGUCAUACAUACUGCGGCCAUUGUCUUUGUACGGUUGACACGCUGGCCCGUAACCGGGGGUCUUGUUGUUUCCCUCCGCCUCCAGGUGACAGAAACAAACCAGGAAGUGUGUGUGUGUGUGUGUGUGUGUGUGUGUGUGUGUGUGUGUGUGUGUGUGUGUGUGUGAGUAGUCAUGUGCAUUUCUGUGCGUGUGUAUAUGUGGUCUCACAGAAGAUUACCGCAUUCGUUCUGCUUUGUAAACUUUGGCGUGCGAGGAUGUCCAGCCUGUCGGAGAGUUCUGUGAUUUUGUGUAAAUGUGUGUGUGUUUCUUUGUGUGUACGAUGACAGCACAGGCAGGUAUUCCCUCCCUCCCCAGGUCUCUGUUAAGUCCUGGUUUGACAUUAUUGGACUCUAAUAGACCGUACUGCAUCAGCUCGUGUAGUAAAUCUUUGCCAUUGUGCGGCCAGAUUUGAAACAGAUGUGCGCACACACACACUCACACACACACUGUACAUUUACCUUAAUACAGCCUUAGGCAGUUUGAAAGCUGGGAAAACACUUUCUCCUUUUUUGUGUUUACCUUGUAUAUUUGUUGAAGCAAACUCAGUUUUAUUAACCUGUUUGAACAAACACGCACUUUUCAUUAUGUUGAACUCUAUUAUACUCAAUUCUCUUGAUGCAGAAACUCUUUACUUUUUUUCUUUUCUGCAGCUCUUCAUUUUUCCUUUCUCUCUCUCUCCUCCACUUGUUGCUUCUUGAGUUAGACUACAAUGCAACAAGUGUUGACAAAAGCCGAGUUUCUCUCUUGUUAUGCAUUUUUCUUAAACAUCAACAAGCUUUUACCAGGUUUUCUGAAACCUGCAAAGACAUUUGAGGGCUGAUGUCUGAGCGACUGGAGGACGUGUCCUAAGUGUUUUAGAGUUUUUAUUAGUUAGCAGUUAAGCACUUAUACUCGCAGAACAGUUAUGUCACUGUCGAGUGAUGUCCAGCCAAUAAGAUAUUGUUGUGGGCGGAGGAUCAGGCGAGAAGGACUGUUGCAAGGAAACAGACCCAGAGGCAAAGACACACUAGAAGCUGAGCUUAAGCAGCACACUUUUGAAUAUGUGAUUUGAAAAUAGAAGGCUGAUAGAUAGAUACAGAUAGCUGAUAACUGGACACAACAGCUCCAAGGAGAAGUCCCAGAGGCUGUAAUUGUCCCCUCAUGACAGCGUUGAAUAUUCACAUCCUCCAUUGGAGAUUGUGGAGAAACAAUCGAAGUCAAAAGUGCGUCCGAUGGUCAGGUUACGCUUACAGUGCCUUUCACUCGAUAAAUUGUAUAUGUUGAGUUUGAAUGGAUCAUUAGCUUUUCUUCCCAAGCUCAAACAAAGACUUAAUUUUGGAUCGAUGAGAUUGAUCCAUCCGGGGAUUUUUCCGUAAAGUUGUGACACCGCCCCCUUUUGGAUGAAAGCAGUUAAUCUUAUCAAUUCAAUGAUAGCGUUUGCUAUCAUGAAAUGAAAUCAGUUUAAAGGGAUAUUCCGGCGUAAAAUUAAUGUAGGGUCAAACACACUGUAACACCGAGUUAGACACCCUGUUGAGAGAUGAAUGUUGCUGACCACUUGCUUCUCUAGUUAUACCAUUUCUUUGUGGAAAUGCAAUCAGACCGAGACACUAAGGCAGAAGAACUACAGCGUCUGCAGUGCAAAAUGAUUAAAAAGGAUGAUUAUUUCUGAAAGGAAAUGAUAAAGAAAUUAUCAUAAAUGUUCUUCCUUGAGCUGCGUCACCCCGCUGUAGUCCGUAAUAGACUGGCCUGAGGUAUCGCUACCAACGAGCGGCUGCUGGAAGAGAGUAGGUGAGUUGUUAAAAAGAUGUUUGGUGGCUAGUUCUAUGGCUAGGACCCUAUAUUACCUGUCGAUGAAGUUAGGUGCUGUUCUGAGCAUUAUUUGUGGCUAUAGAGUGGCGCUUUGGUUGAGGUUUGUUAAUGGCUCCUCAGACCGCUGUGUAUUGCUAUCCUGCGGAUGUCUCUAAAGUUGGUAUAACUAGAGAAGCAAGCGGUCAGCAACAUUCAUCUCUCGAGGGGAUGUCUAACUCUGUGUUAUGGUGUGUUUGACCCCACAUUAAUUUACGCUUGGAUAUCCCUUUAAUUUAAACUCCAACAUACGAAUUGGCUCCCAUGAAAAAGAAAAAAAGCAAUAUUAGAAAAUAAGUUCCGUCCUUUUGUGAGGCUCUGUUACUUUGUUGUGUCUCCAUAUAUGUAUUUAUGCUUUUUAUAUACCAGAAAUCUACAGUAACAAGCUUCGAAAAGAGUCUGCUUCUUAUUAGGACAGUCUAGCCCUAAACCCGGGGCUUACAGCACCACCGCAGCCACAUGCUCUGCUAAACCCACAUCCCAGCCGAAGCCUGCGUGCACUUGGCAUAAACCGAAGUUUUUGUGUGUGUGUGUGUGUGUGAGUAAAUGAAAAACCCUGCUGGUGUACAUUGAAGUCUCAAAACAGAUGAAAUGAAAUGUCAAGUAAAGCACCAGGAAAACAGGAGCACACAAAGAAGGAGAAGAGGAGGAGAAACAGAGAGAUACUGUCAGUAUUUCUCUCUGGGGAGCAUGAUUCACAGAGUGGAUAAAACUAAAGAGGUGUUGAUUAAGACAUGAGAGAUGAUAGAGGAGGAGGAGGAGAGGGAGAAAGUGCUUCGGGAGAGAACAAAAGGAGACAUUUAAGUGGAGAUCAGACAGAGGUAGAGAGAUCGCAGCAGAGGACACAUUUUUAGUCGGUGAUGUGGCCCAGAAGGUGUAAACAUGUCUCUUUCUCUGAGGAUCAUGUUGUAUGUGACGCACUCUGAGACAGUGACAAACGUGCACAUGUGAGAUGAAAAAGCAGCAGGACAUAUGACCGAGAGCAGAGACUCAUGGGGGUCAAAAACUCAACUCUAAGAAUAGACUCCAAACACUGGGGAGGAAAAUAACCCAGUAACAGAGGAUGUGGAGUUUGCAUGCGUACGAGUUAGGCCAAUUUGUCUGUUUUUUAAGUGUGUUUGUUCUAAUACGCUGAUUUGUUGGGCUCAUAAAUGACUAAUUUAGAUACUUUUGAAAGUCAAGCUUUGAUCCCGAGCUGUUAUGAAUCCUAUUAGAGGUUUAUUAUCAAUUAAACCUCUGUGUUGUGUGUUUGCUGUUGUUCCCUCUAAUUUUUCUGCAGUUGAGGUUGUGAACAGCCACAAGUUUAAUACAAAAAGGAGGGAGGCAGGUUGAGAGAGAGGUAAAGGGAGUCCAGUUUUAUAGUCUUGUUUGUAUGCUGGGUCGUAAAUACCCCCCUUAACAGGCUUAAAGUGACAGCUGGUCCCAAGACUGUCAUGGCUGGUUGUGCUGAGACAGUACAGUAAAAUGAGAUUUUUCAGAGAGUAGGAUAUAAAGUUUUAUUUUCGGGUUUGGACUAAACUUUGUACAAAAAUUGAGAUAAUAGAGACGUCUGCUUUGCCUUUUUAGCAAUGAGUUGAACCAGCGAUGCAUCAUGAAAAAUCCCUGAGAAGGAGAAUCAAAACAAGAGCCAGGAUGAGUCAGGGUCCUGUAGGUAAAAGGAGUCCAGUAAUAGUGAUGUCAAGAUGAUUUAUACCAAAUUUGCCAUUUAAACAUACAUCAUGGAGAAACUGAGUCAUGGUUUGGUCCGAUCCUGCGGUCAAUAACAACCAGGAGUUCAAAGAGUUUAAACAAAGUCUGAGUCGUACAGGAGUUUUUAACGUCAGCUCUGGAUUCAGCUCACAAAAGGUAAAAAAAACCCUCUAAAAUCAGAUAUUUUACUAUUUUUUUAAAUUUGGUUAAUCAAACAGGGAUGGUGGGGCAAUGUAGGAGAUACAUUUUUAACUAAUUCAUCCUGCAAAUGUUCAACUUUUUCAGGUUAAAGCACGUCAGAUUUAAGGGCUGCCCAGUUUUUUCCCAUUAGUUAAUCAGUUUUGAAUUAGGACAGCGCACAUCAAUAUGCGUUUCAGCAUUUACGUUUACAUGCACACUUAAGUUGAGCCAUGGUUACAACCUGAUUUGGGGAUUUUAUUGGACUAAGAAUUUACGUAUCAAAAUAAUCGGCUGCAUGCAUUAGCAAGAGGCUAACAGGCUUUGACAGCGCACCCACGCUACUCAGUGGAAACACUGAUUGAGCAAAAAAAAAUAAAAAAUAAAAUCAAUCCCCAAUCUCAUUAUCCAGGUAUGUUGUAAGAAACUCGAUCUCGUGUGAUUUCACUCGGACUAACAUGGACAUGUUCCAGUCAGGAGGCAACAGGCUGCACCACAAAGUCCUGAUUUAGAUGCGGUUUGGGGUUUAUGUAUUUGUGUGUGUGUUUGUGUUUCAAGUGCACUCCUGCGCAUGUCGGUGAGAUAAGGAGGGGUUAGUCAGCGGCGGUCAGGAACACGAUGACUCCCCUUACCUUCUCUAUGACGAUAGGCCAUGGCGACAGGGGUUUGCGGUUAGAAACUCUAAUCUGCUCCUCAUAUGACCCUCUGACGGACAGGGACAGCAGUCAACUCACACGUAUACACAUGCAGAGACUCACACUCAAACAGACUGCUCUCAGGCUAGUUAGUCUAGCUUUGCUUCAGUCUAAACAUGCUCUUAUAAGGAUUUCUGUUGAAAUCUUGAGAUCUGUUUGGCUUAUUCGUUCACACAUGGUUUACCCACGGUCAUCUGCCUGUUAGUGUGUCUGUGUGUGGGUGUUUCUGUGUACAAACACACCAUCAUUGCUGCUGUGCCACACCUGCCAACUAAACACAUAUCACCCCUCAUCAAGACUGAACUGGAGGCAGUGCUGAUGCUCACCUCUUCAUUUUGCUGCUGAUGUUACAUUACAGCACACUGUCCUGAUUAGGGAGUGUGUGAGCACAUUUUUGCAGACGUUACACUUUGACUGAUGUGUGUUAGUAUGAAUGCUUUCUGGUAUCCUGGGAAUGUCUGAGUCCCAGAUAUUUUUCCUGGAAAAACUCAGUCAGCUCUGACCAACAGCGGGUCUGGUUCUGGCUCCAUGUAAUGAACUACUGUCAGACUUCUUUUCCUUUUUGGGGUCUUUGUUUGCCUCAACACUCAACAAAGGGUUUAAUUCAGUCCAAACUGAGUGUAUUUAUCAUAUUAGCUAUUUUGCUGCUGUUCUGGUCUAGAUAGAUCCACACUAGAAAACAGCAGUUACAAAAACGGCUGAAAGAAAAAUGGUCAGACUUCAUCGUAUCAUAUCGUGUCAGAUCGUAUCUAGUGUAUCUUAUUAUAUAAUAACCUAUUAUAACGGCAUCUUAUUAAAUCACAUUGAAUCAUAUUGUGCCAUCAUAUUGUAUAGUCACAUCGUAUCAUAUCGUAUCAUAUUGUCACACAUCGUUUUGUGUCGUAUUAUAUCAUAUUGAAUCCUAUCAUAUUGCAUCAUAUUGUAUCCUAUUGUGUCAUAAAGUAUCGUAUUGUGUCAUAUUGUGUUAUCAUAUUGUAUCAUAUCAUAUCAUAUUGCAUCAUAUUUUAUCAUAUCGUAUCAUAUCAUCUCACAUCAUAGUGUAUCAUAUUAUAUUGCAUCAUAAUGUAUCAUAUUGUAUCAUAUCAUAUCCCUUCAUAUUGUAAGUUAGCGUAUUAUAUUGUAUCAUAUCGUAUCAUAUCGCAUCAUAUUGUAUCAUAUUGUAACAUAUUAUCUUACAUCACAUUUAUCAUAUUGUAUAAAGUCAUAUAGCAUCAUAUUGUAUCACAUUGUAUCAUAUCGCAAGUUAUCGUAUCAUAUUGUAUUAUAUCUCAUCAUAUCUCAUCAUAUUGUAUCAUAUCGUAUUAUAUCACACCUAACAUCAUGUCAUGUCAUUGUAUGUUGGAUCUUAUAUCGGAUCAUAUCGGAUCGUAUUAGAUCAGAUUGGAUUGCGUCUAGCGCAUCUUAUCAUAAACUAUCAUAACAUUAUGCAUUCAAAAGAUUGUACUGACAAUGGAUGAAUGAACAAAUGCGUCUCAUAUCUUAUUAAUUUCUAUUGUGUUGCAUCGUAUCGGAUUACAUUUCAUCAAAUCGUAUAUUUUAGGUUGUAUUGUAUUUCCAAAGGUUUAAAGUUAGCCUUUUUAUCCAGGGUGUAUCUUAUUUCAAAUAUGAGUUUAAGUAAGUUUCUUGUUUCAACAGCUCUAUCGUUCCAUUGUGCUCUGUCAGUUUAAUGCACCAAAGUUUGAUUUUAUUGAGCUCUGGGAGCAUUGCUGUCUAUGAGGAAAGUUGUAUUAAGACUUUUUUUUUGUUGCUCAAGAAGUUGCCGUCUAAAUCAAAAGAAUUACUUCAUGGGAUGUUGCUUGAGUCUGUGUCUAUUGGGGCAGAAGUCUAUGGGAUAAAAAGCGGAUUAAAUUAAAGUUUUUUUUAGAGGGGGAAAUAUCGAACUGAGGAAGCUGAUUGACUCAUCACUCUGUAAAUUCACUCUCUUGACUUUCAGUGAUGUUUCUAGUUUAUUACUUAUUCAUGGACUGAUUUGUGCCGCGGCUCAUUGAUUUAAAUCUGAACGCUUUUACUCCUUAAUGUGUGUGUUCAGCUCUCCGGUUUCAGGUUGGUGUACAGUAAGCCGAUUGCCGCUGGGUCUGGAUUGUAGGUGGUAGCAGGAAUAAACUGUUAACAGUUGGCUGAAUCCAGGUCAGCUGUCUUUGCGCAUUAUAUUAGACUUAUUUGUGUAUACUUUGUCUUCUGUGCCAGCGUUUGUGUAUGUGUGCGUGGGCAUGAGUGUGUCUGAUGUCUGAUCUGUGUGUCUCCGUGUGCUUUAGCAGGACGCAGCCAAAAGCAUGACAUCACCCGAAUGUGCUUUUGAAAUAGGUAGCAAUGCAGAGGCAGGGUCACAGUGGGCUUUAGGCAAAGUGGACAGAUGUGUGUCUGUGUAUUAGUGAGUGGGUGUGAACAUUUCUGCAUUUGUGUGUGUGUGUGUGUGUGUGUGUGUGUGUGUGUGUGUGUGUGUGUGUGUGUGUGUGUGUGUGUGUGUGUGCAGGUUUGGAUGUUUCGGAAUGAUGCCAGCUUUCAUCAUCAUCAUCUCAUGCGGCCAACAGUGUUGAGUAUUUGCAGCAUCUCUUUUUAUGCCCCCUGCAGUUGAACAGCAGUGUGUGUGUGUGUGUGUGUGUGUGUGUGUGUGUGUGUGUGUGUGUGUGUGUGUGUGUGUGUGUGUGUGUGUGUGUGUUUAGGGCUUUCUGUUAGCCUUAUAAGGCCAAGCAGUUUUAACCAGGAAACAUUUAAGGAUAAGAAAAGACAUGACUCACUGUUUUCCCCUCAUCUGCAGAGAAGCACAAAAACAUCCUCUCCACUGCCCUCAACAACUUCCCCAAGGGGUUAUAUUUACUGAUUGUGUGUGUGUGUGUGUGUGUGUCCGUAGUCCUCGGGGUUACUGGCUUGUUCCUAAUGAGGUGCCGAGCUAUUCACACAGCCCUCUUUCCCGGGAGAUGUGAAGAGUGCUGGGGGAACAGCUGGUGUAGCCCUGGUGUUGCAGCGCUGUUGAGGAGCACUUCUCAGCCUGUAAAGAAAGGAGCAUAAAACCAGCUAGAGAAGAGGGAGAGAGAAUUAAAUAAAGGAGGGAGGGAGAUUAUGAAAAGAGGGCUUUUUGUGAAGGGAUGAAAAGGAGGAAAGAAAAGCAGGAGAAAGACUUGAAUGAAAAAGGAAGGCGUGUUGUUGUAGCUCACACGACUUUUCACCUGUUUAACCUUCACGCUGUCUCUGACUGUUUACACCAAACAUGGUUUUGUUCAGACCUCUUUACUUAGCUCCUUUUAUUCCCGUUUCGAUAUUAAAAACAAGUUGUACACAUCUUUGGAUCCCUUCGUCCGACAAUCCCUUACCUCAAAAUAUCCAGUUUCCUGUGAUGUUUGAGACAGAAAAGAAAAAUCUCCUGACAUUUUGAAAACCGGCAUCAGCAGAUUUUCAGACUUGACUAAUGCCCCUGUUUGUUCUGCGUUCACUCAGCCCACGGACGUGCCCGCUCUUUCCUGCUGCAUUUACCUGUAAACUUCAUUCGUCCUGGUUGCCUGGUAGCCAGAGGUAAAACAGAACAGAUGAAUUAACUCCUGUCAAAACAUUAUAAUGAAUACCAACUAUAUAAAUGUAAACUUAAUGCUCCCUUUGUCCCCCGUUUCCUCUCUUUGUUUACAUUAAAAACGCCUCCUCAGUGGCUUUAAUCGAGUCUCCCUGUAGACUUGAACCUGCCUGCAUGCUGCUCCGUCUUGCAUUUCUGACCUAUAAAGACCAGAACUUUUAUUUCUGCAGGGUGUGCUCUGUAAAGCCUGCAGACGUGGUUUCAUCACCAACAGCUGUGUGUGUAUAUGAGUGUGUGUGUGUCUUUGCAUGUGAGUGUGUGUCUCCAGAGCGCUGUGAUUUGUGCUUGCAGCAGCCUGGGUCUCAUCCAGACAAUAAGUUUGGCAGACAUAAUGAGAGAACCCCCGAGUCCCUCGCACUCAUAUACACACACUCACACUCUCUCUCUCUCACACGCACACAUACACACACACACUUGCACAAAUGUUUAUUUAAGUGGCUUUUGGGGACGUUACAUAAACUGACAUUUAUUUUCUGGAGUCUUAAAACCUACCCAGCCUUGAACUGCAGCUUGUCCUACACCAACCCCCUAACCUUUACAGCUGCGCACAAAAAUCAGCUUUUUCACGAGUCAGACAUCAGCCGUUGUCCCAGAUUGACAAAGCUGUCCCCAAAUAACUGCUCUGUGGUCUGAGACGUGUCUGUAAAAGUAAGCUUAGUUAUAUGAUGUUAAUAUUCAGUUUUAAUGAACACAUCUCUUUGACAGUUCUCUCUCUUUUGUUGUGUUGAGCUGAUUUUUUAACAGAAAAGGUUCAUGUUUGUGAGGAUAAUCAUUUUUUUUAGAAAUCAGGACAUGACGAAUCAGCCAGUCGUGACAAAUCUGAUCCUCAGUCUCACUUUUUGUCACAGUUUUCUCAGGAUUUUUCACUUCUCAGUCUUGUUCCCAUGCUUAUAUAUUUGCAAAUUCGAGUGAAUCGAUUGUUGGUGAGCUUAAAGUAAAGGACUUUUGAAGAACUUUAAUACAGUUUUGCACAAUCACAGCAUUAAUAUGUGCACUAGCAUGAGCUGCUGUUGUUGCUGCUCCCUCUCCCUUACUCAUUCUCUCUCUCUCCUUCCCCCUAUCUUGUUCUCUCUCUCUCUCUCUCUCCCUCUCUCUUUGUGGCUGUCUAGCAUGAGUCUGGUCCUGCUCAAGCUUUCUGCCUGUUAAAACGACAUUUUUCCUCGCCACUGUGACUCAUCUUGGAUGAGAUGGGCCAAAACCCAUCUUAGGUUGGGUCUUGAUAAAUUAUCAAACAAUGAGCUUGGUCUAGACCAGCUCUUGUUCUUUGGAAAGCAUCUUGGUAUGACCACUGUUGUGAAUUGGCGCUAUAUAACUUAAAUUUGAUUUGAUUGGUUGACUAGCAUGUCUCAGGGAAUUGCACAUAUAAGCGGUUUAUCCACUAGCGUUGUUUUCUUUGCACUGGCACCACUCAAUACCUCGGUUUUAGAGCACCUCUCACCAGUGCCCAGGGUCACAGAAGUGGUCCAACUUAACAUGCAGCUCAGAUGUUGUGUCCUAUAGUGCCAUUAGCAGAGAUUCACAGACCACUGCUGUCAUACUACAGUGCUUUUUUCCAGCUGCAUGGUUUGUUCUGCAGUGAUAAAGUGUGUAGGCUGUGUCUGCUUGAACAGGUGUGUGAAAGUUAACCUACAGAGAGAAGUGAAGGCGAGUGUGCUAACCCCGACAAACUAUUUUGACACUGUUAACUUGUGAGUUUUUAUUUUAAUUUCUGUUGAAUCAACUUGAUAACUAUUACCUUUUGGAAUAUCCAUUGUCUAAGUUGUAACCUGGGACUUUUCCCAUCUCACGUCAGGGGAAUUCCUCUUCAUAGAUGUAAGAAAGUAGCUUCUUUAGCCCAGCUUUAAUCCUUUAAUGUGUCAGAUAUCCUCUGUUUCUUCUCCUGUCUGUGCUUUGGCUCGAGCACAGACGUCUGGUUUUGCAGAGCAGCUCCCUGCAUGUCUCUGUGUGGGACUUUGAAGGGGCUCAAAACUCCAGCUGUAUUCCUCAAGAUUGAUUUUUAUAUAUGAGACAUGCAAAAGAAGCUAUUUUUGUCCAGUAUUAGAUCAUAUAGACGGAUUAUGGACUUCCUCGUAUAAAGCUUUUACUCUUGAAGAGAUGUUUGCUUUUUGCUCAGAGUAGCUCAAGGCUGCAGAUUUUGAAGCAGUAAGACGAUUGUUUCUCUUCGUUCAUUUUACAUGACCCGACUGCCAGCGAGGCCGUCUAGUCUCUACCUUUUUCUCAGCUUGACUUUUGCCUGCAGCAGUAUCUGACGUAGGAAACGAUAAGUACGAGAGUGUGUCCAGAGCCUGACGACAUCAGAGCUGCCUGCCAGAAUCUGUCUGCACCUCUGUGUGUGUGUACCAGAGGAUGACAGCAGGGCUAAGAUUGAUGCACAGCUGAUGAACAAAUGUCGCUGGAAUAUAAAUUGGACUAACUUUCAUGGGAAUAUGACUCUUCAUUUGUGUGAGUGUGCGGAGCGUGUCAGAAGUGGGAGUAAAUAAUUCAUGUGCGGGUUACAGUCAGAGGCAGAGAAGUGGGUCAGAACUGCAGUUUAGUGAGUUGGACAGUUGUGGGGAUCGGGGGGAAACGAGAGGAGGAGGACAUGGAUGGAUGAAGUAGAUGAAAGUAUUAUAAGUGAGAUUUGUCAUUUUCAACCACAUAUCUAGAAAAGUUUGGGAAAUCUGCAAAUUUAAGUUCACUUUCUUUAAUCGUUGCAUGCCUUUAAAUGCAUUUUCUUGCAGACGUGGGUGUUUCUCAGAGGAAGUUAAUCCCAUUUUUUUGGAGUUUCUCUCACCCCCUGUUGUGGCUCAGAGGUCUGUACCUUCUGUUUAGUAUGUGCAUGGCAUAGCACAGCUCUCUGUUCUCUCUGUGUGAUCUGAGUAGCAACACUCAAGUUGUGCAUCAAGCUGUUAGUGUAUGCAUGUGUGUGUGUGCGCACUUAAAAGGCUAGCUCAGACCCGUCCUCUCUCCCUGGGGGUAUGUUUGGGGUUCUUAUUUAGACCCUCUCCUUCACAAAGACCCACUUCCCCCAGGAGGCCCCUCUGGCCCCUUGCUUUGCACCCACUGACACACACACCUACAACACACAUAUGCAUCAGUGUGGGCAAACAUGCACUAAGUACACACCUUCUCUCCAUGCACAAUUGCUGAAGCACACAUAAACAUGCUCAAGCAUACUUUCGGUGGCCGGAUUGGAGGUUGUGACAGGAGUGGCCUCGGGUGAUUGAGUGCUUCCUGGUGAAGGUCAGGUUGAAGGGAAGACUUUUUUGGAUGGAGGAGAAAGAAGGGGGGAUGGGAUGGACAGGAAAGGAGAUGAAUGAGGGGAAUGAGGGGAUAGGAAGGAGAGGGAGUGAAAAGGUUGUUGCACAUGACCUCAAGGAAACAAGUCAAGCCAGUCAGCAUCUACUGUUAUUCUUCUUGAGCUUUGGUGCUGACUGAGAGUGUGAUAAAAAACCUCCGCAAAGAAAUAAUAAAUGGACGACGGAAAGGGGACAUGGGAACAGGUCAGAUUUCAAAGCAAGAUGAUGCUCCAAAACUGUAAAUCCUGUUCAGCAUUAGUGGUGCCAUCCAUGAAAUGGGUUCUUGAGAAACCUGUUACCAUCAUGAAUGCUGGAUUUGCACUUUGAUCACAUGUCAGGUGGUCAGGAUGUGGUGUCCAUGAUUUCCGAAAAGAAGAUCAAAUUUUGAUCAGGGGAGUUUUCCAUUUUGAAUAAACCUAUGAGGUGAUUUCCACUGCAGAGUCAUGUCUAUUUUUAGUGCAAUCUCCCUGAGAACUUCAAGACCAUCCUGUUUUGGUUUGUCAGACUUGCCCCUUUUCAUCCUUUCAUAUACUGUAGAUGAUAAAACUUAUGAACAUUACUCUGAAGCCUUUGCUCACACACUCUCUCACAGUGGUGAAUCUCUUCCUGUCCUUACUUCUAAGGAACCCACCAACCUGUUACAAAUUAACAUAAUGACUCCUCCUCUAGGGGUUUUCUUAACUAUUGCACAACUUUUUUAGGGUUUCAUUGUCCCUGUCUGAACUCUGAAUUGUUUUAGCGUAAACCUCUUCCUGAUCUGAGUUUUCAGCUACUGCUUGUUGAAAUUAAACUGAAAGCUGAUAUUUCUGUACAUUCCCAUCAUAUAUGUUGAGAAGAACUGCAGCUAAGUCCCAGCAAGACCUAAAAAGGCACCAAAGAAUGUGUGUCCACCAUGUGCAGGCAUUCAUGAGUGGGUGUGUGUGUGUGUGCACGCGCGUGUGUGGAGGCUCUCCAGUGGAGUUUGAGAAGCUGUCGCGCUAUAAAGAGAAAUACACACAGAUGUAAAGUGUGUGUACAGCAAGGACAAAGAAGUGUGGGUCGGGAAGUGUGUGUGCAUGUGUAAGUGUGCAAUUACUAUCCUAUAAUAGCCUAUUUCUAGCCGUCUGUCCAGAUUUCAAGUGCAGCCUGCCAGGAAGUGUAAUUUCCUGCCCAGGAGACUGAUUCAGCAGCAUCCAGCUGUUGUGUUUGUGAGAGAAAGGGAGACAGUAAGAUGAGCUGGCCGCCUGUUUUUUCCAUAAGGCUCUUUAAUAGUUGUUUUUCCAGGUGCCAAACUCCCCGCCCUCCCCCUGCCAGCCACCUCCCCCCGCCCUCAAACCCACCAAUCAUUCCUCCAGCCCUCCCUAGUUGCUCUUUUUCAACACUUUUGGGCUGAAAACUCCAGCUCCAUAAUUCCCCCAAGAGCUCACAAUGUAUCAUGUGUCCACAUUCUUAGUCCAAGUUGUAUUAACCUUUUUUGUUGUUGUCUCUUCCUGUGGUGAGUCUGGAAAUCCUACAUCAUCUUGUUUUAGCACUCAAAGUUUUUUUUAAAUUCAGUCAUUUUCUUAUAUAGUAGCUUUUUGUUUUUAUUUGCAUGUUAAAAGUAAAAGAGUAAAUCAAUCACACUUUUGAAAUUCAAUUUCCCUGUGAUGUGGAUUCAGCCUGCAGUGAGCUUGUACUGUUGGCAUUAAGCUUGAGUUAUGAUUGCAUGUGUGGUUGUGGUUAUAGUUGUUCCGCCUCACCACAGUACUAUACUUAAUGUGUAUGAUCAUGGAGUACAUAUGGAUAUACAUAUGUAGGAGGGUAAAUCUGUAGGGAAUGUGUCGUCUCUAUAGUGUGAGAGAAAGAAAAAAUUAAUGUAAGAUGGGAAAGUGUGAGCUAAUGCAUGGGGAAAGAUAGAUAACUGCACAAAUUGUUUACACUCUACACAAGCAUCAAAGGCCCAUACGGAGUUGUGAUUUGUGGUGUUUUUGUGUUUGUUUUCUUCAAUUUGCUAGAUGCCUCUUUCCCUCAUGUUCUGUUGUUCAUUUCUAUGCUGUUUUUCCACUACUCAUCCUCUUUGGUCAACCAUUUCACCACAAAUCUUGAGUUUUGUGUUUGACAGGAGCAUUACAAAUACAGAUACGCUUGAAAAUUGACAUUUCUGAGUCAUUGUCAACAAUGACGGGGUGAAAUAACUUAAUAAUGUGCCAGAUGUCUUCCUAUAAGAGUGAUCUGGUUGUCCCUGGCAUCACUCUUGCUUUUAAAGAUAGUUAACCUGUGUUAUAAGGUUUUAACCAAUCAGAAUCAAGUAUUUUAACAGUAAUUAGAGAUUAGUAAGAAAUAUAAAAAGUAUGUCCAGAAGGAACACUGAUACCUCACUUUCACUGCCUUUUUUUGUGUUUGUUCAUGUUUACACUUGAGAAACUGAAUAGAUUCAACAGCUGAUGAGAAAAAUACAUCUAAACUGUCUGAGCGGUGUAAGUGUUAGCUGAAAAACCGGAUUUGAAACACACAAAAGCAACAGGUGUUUUCUCCUGAAACACCCACCUCUGUUUUUUCUUGGUUGUGAUUUCUCUGUGGGAAACUGUUUGAAGUUUCACCGUGACCAAUGAGUGAGCCACAUCUUUUUUUCUACUUUGCCUUCUCAGCCCUUAUAUCAGCUGUUAUCUGGAUGAUGGUUAGAGGGAGAAUGUGUUACUCAUACGUUUGCACUUACACUCAUGUCGAUCCACGUUUUGAUAAGUGUCUUAACGAUUUACUUUCUCUCCCUCUGUUUUCCCUUUCCUCCUAUCCUCCCUCCCCUUUUCUGCUGACUCGCAGGUGGUGUCCUCCUGUCAGAAACACACUCUUCCUCUGACACAUGGCUGACAGUGAGAUCUGGAAGCGCUGAGAAAGAGUUUGGGAGUGACACACACGCACCAGAAGAAAGAAAGAAAGGAGGCAGCCGGCCAUCUGUGGUCGGUCCCCUGCUACUCUGCAGCUGUGUUGGAGCAAGCAAACCAUUCUCGGCUCCAUCAGGACUCUGGAAACAGCAGACUGAGACAGCAGAGUUCUUGCUCAAGGUAUGAGCCUUAGCUGUAGCAAUGUUAAGACCUCGCUUGCUCUGGAUUAGGCCCCUGGGGCUGCUUCUUUGGACGGAUGGGUGACACCCCAGCUGGAUCCUCUACUGUCGCCAAGCUCCAUGGCUAUCAUUAGUGGCUAAUGAACUGCUGCUAGAGAGGAAGCACAGAAGGAGCCUGUGGAAAGAGGAGGAACCUUACAGCUGUUAUUAGGAGGCCCAGAGAUCUCUGCGAAGGAAUUUCUUUCCUCUUCACAAGUGGAACCCUUAAAGCACGACCAAGGAGAAGCAUGUAGGGAUAUCAACUUUGGAAGUCAGUGUUGGUUUACAUUUUUUUCAGCUGUUGACUGUCAUGUCUUUUUUAUUUUUGCUGUAGAAUUGAAGACCCUUGACAAAUGUCAACAUGUAGUUAAUUUAUAUCUUUUAGCUACAGAUGAUUCAGUAUUUUGACUUUUUUAACUCCCAAUAGGAUUUUUUCUCAAGCUCUUUUCUUUUUGGAUGACUUUUUUGCUAUUUUUGACCUUUCUAUGCCCUAAAAAAAUAUAGGUCACCAUGGCAGCAGCCUAUCGUGUUGUGGUAAGCAGUGUAAGCUGCUACAACAGUGUGGUAGUAGACCGGCGCACUCACUCCCAUGCAGUGCAUUACUGCUCAGGGCCAUGUGGGGCGCUGUCCCAAGGACUGGACUGCACUGUCGCACACCGCGGCACUUGCUCUGAGCUGCUAGUUGCACCUGACCCUCCCUACAUUGACCCAAACAGCUUACAAAUACACUCACAUAAUAUGAUCACUCAGCUAAUCCCCAAUCAUGGUAAGACUAGUGUUACCAUGGAAACGAGUUAUAAUGGUAGUUUAGAGAGGGCAGGCAGCAGCGGUAAUUUGUCUUUAGGAGAGGAUAGCCCAACAUGGCGUGGGAAAAAGAAUCCCUGUGCCGGAGGAUCGACAGGGAACUUGGCCUCCACUGGCAGUUUGAAGGACAUUACUGAAGAGGCCAUCAACCUUGCCAGUGGUAAGCUCAAGGAGUUUUCUUUUGAUAAGCUUCGCCUCUCUUCUUCCAGCCACGUCACCUUCCGGAAAGGUCGUAAAGUCCGUCCUGACUCAUUUAGUCGCCGCUCCACUGACCUGGAGAUCAUCUAUGGCCACUUCAGCUCCAACACUGCAACAAAUGGGAUGACUAAUGGCAUAACAAAUGGCACAGCAACUACGAAUGAUGAGAACCUGCCACCGUUUGUGCCGGGGAAAGGAACAUGUUUGGAGGAGACAAAGCUCAAAAGCAGCAUAAGCACUUUGUCAUCAAUCACCAAAAUGGGAGGUGGAUCAACAGGCAGCAUAUCGAGCAUUGGGUCUUUGGACCAAAGUCUAAACACUGUUGCCUCCCUGUACCGCAAUGCCCUUGGAGAGGAAAAUUUGAUUGCCCGUCUGCUGGAGAAGACACGAGGAGAGGCUGGUACUGGGGGAGCAGGUGGUGAGGACAUUCGUGCUUGCCUCGACAUCCUGUUAAAAUGUUCUGAAGACCUUAAGAAAUGCACCGACAUUAUUAAGCAGUGCAUCAAACGGAAAGCUGGUGGAGGCUCAGAAGAUGGAGGAGACAGUCCUGACAGUGUUUAUCGGGCUGUGAUGACCCGACUCAGCUCAUAUUUGAAGAGACUACCUCUGGAGCUGGAGGGUAUUGGAAGUUUGGGUGGCAGUGGACAGGGCGGUCAGAGCUCACCUGGAAGUGGGCACAGCGAUCUGGCUGAGCUGGUAAAUACUCUUCACUCCAUCCAGCAAGGACCGUACUCGCCAAUAUUUGGCAAUGAGCAACCUCCUCGAUACGAGGAUGUGGUCCAGUCCCCUCCAAGUCCAAAGACUGUUCCUCAUUCUACACCUUUUAUUCCAUCCUCUAUCUCAUCUUCCUCUUCAGCUUCUUUGAAAUCAGACUCCAUCCAAAGCAAACCAGUCCAAAGCUCCCCGUCCAGAGCCAGUCCACUCACCAAUGGACUACAACAUUCACACUCUUCUUCUAUCACACAAAAUACCCUUUCUCCUCCAUCCAUCACAUGCACUCCAUCCAGUAUCUCUCCAGCACACACUCCCUCCCCUCUUCGAACAUCCCCAACCCCACCAUACUCACAGACUCCUUCGCCAUCCCCCAUGGAGGCUCUGUACAUUGAGGAGGAGGAAGCAGACAUGGACAAACCAACAGAACAAAUCUUGCUACAGGCACACACUCCAACAAGAGGGUUGAACACAAAUGGGACAACUUUGGGUCAACAUCUCAACCUGUCCCAUCCACAAACACUCAAUAAUUCUUCAAAUACUUUGUCUUCUGGCUCUGCCUACAGUCCUGCUUGGUCUUCUUCACCAUCAUUAACAAUCUCAGCACCCAAAGCUGUCUCUCACAGGAACGACGACAUUGACAAGCUGCUGAUGGACUUGGAGAAUCUGUCCCAAAGCAUGAGCCAUCCCAGAAAAUCAGAGCCCCCACUUCCAGCUAAAACUAGAAAGAGAGAUGGAGGCCAGGGAAUGAUUUUAGGCGACCCUUUUGCUCAACCCAAAUUGUCCCAGUUCCAAGUCCAGAUGCCAGACAGUCAGUUAACUAUGAAUGGCCCUAGCUCCAGGAUUCCCCAGAUUCUCACCCCAGCUCAGGAGGAGAACAGUGAGGCUGUGGUUGGAGAAGAGGAGGACGGGGCACUGCUGAUGAGGAUUCUGGAGAGUAUUGAGAGUUUUGCCCAGGAGCUGGUGGAUUCUGGGGCGGGGGACACAGGGAGUGCUGAGAGGAAAAGCGGGAAGGAACGGGAGGUGAUGAGGCUCUUACAGGACACCCUGGCAACGACUGGCAGGGCUGACAUCCCUCUGGAGAGCAUAAACCCACCAGAAGCUCCUUCCAUGCACACAAUUGCAGUCCCAGCUAUACCCCCAAAACAGUCUCAGGCAGUUGCACCUGGAGCUUUACCUACCCUGACACUUAUAGCUGCAGAAUCUGAAGAAGUGGGUAAUACAACAUCUGUGACUGUGACUAAAACUACAUCUGAUGUUACCCCCAAAGUUUUGCCUCCACCCUUACCUGAGCCCACAACUGAGGCUACAGAUAGACUUCCAAAUGCCUCCACAGAUGGUCCUCAUCAAAAAUCCACCCUUGCAACUGCAAGCUUGCAUUCCUCCACUCAUCCGGCACCUACUGCUGCACCUGAAGCUCCAGCCCCUGUUGUCGUCCCGGCUGUGGUCACGGCAAGAGAUGAUGCAAUCGCUGUUGAUGAUUUGGCUGCAGGGAGAGAAGUUGGUGCAACCCUCCUCAUCCAACAGACCCCAGAAGUCAUCAGGGUAAGUGAAAGACUCACCUUAAAACUUGUGUCAGGUGUCUAAUUUGUUUUGCAAAAUUUGGCUAAAGUUAGCAGAGCUAGCACCACCAUCCUCCUCACAGGUUGAUACAGUCAUCAGUCAUCUCUACCUGUUUGCAUCCAGGUAGUAGAGCAUUCAUGCAGCCAUGAUUAACUGGAGCGCCAUUCCUAGCAGUGGCAGGUGGCUUAGACACAUCAUAUGACCUGGGUUUUGGGAAUAUAAUACUCAAGUAAUUUGUUGAUCUGGUGCCAGCUAGCAAAAGUGACAUUUUUAAUUGUAUUAUCACCGAAACAUACUUUUCAAGUUCUGUGGCAGCCAUCUUUGGGCUCCACAAGGCCUCUUUAAAAACCAGUGGGUGAUAUUUUUGGGGACUAUGUCUGUGUUUUAUUCAGUCUCUUGGUAUAACACUUAACAUUUUGUGAUUUUACAGUAAAUUCACGUAACUGUAGCCGAACUUCAAUACUCAUCUCAAAAGACGACUUAGCCGUCAAUAUAAAUUCAGACCGUGGAUCAUUAUGCAGUACUUAAUUAUGUAUUUCCCUGUUGCCAUGGAAGCAAAUACAUGGGCACUUUGAUAAUAACUGACUGACAGUUUAACAGAAGCUGAGAAGCAGUGAGUGACUGUCAGCGUUAGAUUGAAAACAGACAAAAACUCCUUCGCUGUCAUUACAUGUUAGAUAAAACACCCUGGUGAGGAUUUAAUUGCUGUGACACAACGGGGUUGAUGCGGCAGUAAUUGAUGGUCCGUGAUGAAUAGUAUUCAUUAACUGUGAUGAACACGCUGAUACAGUUUCCCCGUCUUGGGUUGAAUGAAAAGACUGGUGCUUUAAAUCCUGAAACAGACUGGCUCAUUGUGUGGUAGGAGUGGCUCUUUGUUGACUUUUCCUGGUUUUCUGACUUUUGUUUAGAACUAAUUGUGUGUAUACGAGUGAGUGUGUGUUUGUGUGUGUGUAGGUAUUUGUGUGUGUUGGCUCUUCUUUCCACCCCAGGGAAUAUUUAGAGGUAAUUUAGGGUUGAGCUACAGAGGGAAGGAGAGGUUAAGGAGAAUUGUGUUCCUUUGUGUGUGUGUGUGUGUGUGUGUGUUUGUUUGUGUGUCGGUGUUCAGACGCACACACAGGGGGGGUUACUUCUGCUUGUCUCUAAUGUGGGUGUUUAACAGCACUCUGUAGAUUUAGGUAAUUAUCUAUGACAGACAAAUAGACACCCACACAGAAAAUCAAAUCGGCACUGUUUUCCUCUCCAUCUCUCGUUCGCUCUCUCCUUUUUUUUGCUCUAUCAUCAUCCUUCCACUUCUUCUCCAUGCUCCUGCUGCUGUUUUUGUGAGUGUGUGUUUAUUUACUGAGCUGUGUAACCUUAUGCCCUGCUGAUAUGUAGGGCGCCUAUUUAUGAGGUUACCAUGGUAGCUGCCACAGAAGGGGGCAGAACAUCCAGAGCCUGAACACAUCAUUACCAACACAACUUAUUCCUCCUCCGUCCUCUCCUCUUUCCGCUGUUUUUAUGUUUUGCUCUUUCGCCUCCACAUUUUGUGUACUCUUAAGCCAUAAUUGCACAUUUCAUUCCUCCUCUCAACUUUUCCCUCUUGCUGCUGCGUCUUUAUGCUUUUUGUUUUUUCUCUCCAUGUCCUUCUUUCACCUGAAGUCAAAGUUCCAGUCCAUGUCGACUACCACUUCACUUCUCCCCCUGUCCCCUGAUUGGCUGCUGUGUUAUUUUGGGAGCGCUGAAUAACAGUUGUUGCCGUGUGGCGGGCAGAGCAACCCAAUAAGUGGUGCUGAUUGGAGCACAGCGGGAGCGGGGCGGACAGGGCGGGCAGGGCGAGGUGGGGUAGGAAGUGGGGGGCACAAGUUGGCACACAGCAAGUGUUAACGGUAUCGUUACGCGCCAAACCCCUCCACCCCUGGCAGACAUAGGUGUGAGGGAGACCUAAAUCUGUCCACUGCGCCGUACUAUGGCAUCCUGCUAACAGACUCACUGUCGCCACAGUGUAAAUGGACCUGUGCGCGUGUUUGUGGAUGUGUGUGUUUGGGUGUGUGACUGUGCCAUAUUUUUUGUGUCUAUCACAUGUAUCCAGUCCGUCAAACAUGUCCAAAAGUCAACAUAUGUGUGUGUAUCUAUAGAAGUGUUCAUGCAUAGUUGUAUCAUAGCGGAAUUUUUUAUGCUUCUGCACCUGCCAAAGCUUGUGCGUGUUUGUGUGUCUGUUAGUUGGCCCAAGGGUAAGUUGACCCAGAGCUACUGUGGGUCACAGCUGAGUUUGGGAAUAGCUCCCUGACACCCAAUCCCAUCGCUGGCACUCUGGAAAUUAUGCUAAUAUUCCCAACCGCCAAUCCCGCCUCCUGCCUCAGCUUCACAUUAAACUGCCAAUCAAACUACAAACUAGCCAAGCCCCCUCAUGCACAAGCGAGCGAAUGCCCUUGUACUCCCAAACAUGUCUAGUCUCACACUCCACCUGAGGAGAUUUGUAGCUGUGUUUUUCUUGGCACUGCCUCAGCUUUGAUGGGAAGCUGUGCUAAGCCCUCUGGGAUGACACCGGCCUCAGGCAGCAGCAUCCUCAUCUGGGCGUACGUGUGUGUGUGCAGUGUGCACGCACGUGUGUUAUUGUUGAUUCUGCUGCUGACAGACUAAUACAGGGCUUUCUGCACCUGUCAGAGCAGACCCAUUAAUCUCCAUGGAGACAAGAAGCCAGCUGAUAUAAAUCAGAAGCCAGUCCAUAACAGUCAAACUCAGAGUGAUGCUGCAAGGAGAGUCGACUAAAUCUGUUAGUGUUACUCGAGGUCAACGGCCUUCAGAGGCUGUUUGUUGGACUUUCUCUUCAUCUGUCUCUUUGGAAGUACAAGAGGAGGUAUUUUAGAGCACAUUUUUCUCCACCUAAAUCUGACCUGUAUGUUCUUGUUUCGGGGAGGUUGUUUCACUCCAUCAAACAUGAUUUACAGACACAUGUACCCUUCCUGGCGGGGCUGACAGUCUGAUGGCUUCAUUAACCUACGGCUCUGUUGAGUGUUAUUGCCAACUGCUCUGGAUGUGUUGCUAGGCUGAAAUAGUGCUGGUCAGUUAAGGCCAGUGUUAAUGUGCACUGGAGGAAAUUUGGUGUAAAGGAUAACGCGGACAUCCUCCACUGAAAAUAGAACACAUUGUGGGGUGGCAUCUGGUAACAUGUCUAUUGCCAAAUUGAACCAUGGCAUUCAGUGGAGAUAAAUGCAGGGGCAGUACAACAACAUUUUAAGGAGUGAAUGGAUCCUUGUAUUAGAAAGAGACUGAACAUUAUAAUCGUUUAGUCAAUGGAUUCAUUAACUAAUCAGCCAGAACUUCUAAUUUAGGCCAUUAUUGAAGGAGACAUACCUUAUUUCUGCCUUUUAUUAUCAUAUUUCUUAUCAUAAGAAAUAGCUGUGAUGAUUUACUGCUCAAAAAAACUCCUUAAAAAUCUGUCAUAAAACGCUUCAAUUUGGCUACUUUUCCUGUCACAUAAAAUUGGACACAGCUUGUGGGUGUCCCCAUUAUAGCUAUUGUAAUAUAACUGUAGAUCUUAUUUUACUUGCAGCUUAUUGUUCCAGCGAGCCUCAAUAACAGUUCCAGGUUUCGUUCACUCAGUGCAUUUACAUGCACAGCUUAAUCGGACUAAGCUCAUAAUUCCUUUUUUUCCCACCGAAUCUGACUUCUCUCCUUGUCCGCGUACAUGCAGCUGAGAAAAUCGAAUUAUUGACGUGAACCUUUUUAAAAGAUGUCUUCGUUCCUCAUCUUGCGACCGUCCAUAUACUUUAAAAUGUCCAUUUAUGUCUAAAGCAUGACGGCGCUCUCCUCAUCAUUUCAAAACUGAACAUCCUUUCAUGCUUCAGCUAUGUUGCAGUUGCUUCUGAGUCGAAAGUUCUUUAAAUGAUAGCGCUACUUCUUCUCUGGCGUUUUUGUUCCGGGGUUACGGAGGCGUGGCAUGACGCACAUGCAUUAUCUAAUCAUACUCUGACUACACUGUUUACAUGGUAGAGAAAAUCGAAUUCCAAUCGCAUUAUCUGGGUGUCUUGAUCAGAGUUCUCAGACUCCAAUUAUAGUUAGACUAAGGUGUUUACAUGCACUUUAGUUGUCUGGUCUUAAUCAGAGUAAGGCAAUCAUUCAGUUUUCUCGGGUGUUAUGUAAAAGUACUAAUGUUGUGAUGCAAAUCCAGCUUGUUUCAACCUUUUUGUCUACAGAGAGGUCAUCAGAGAAAUCGCUUCCCAGUUUUCAAGUGGGCGUGUCCUUGACCAAGCUACCAAGUGGACUUGUCCUUUGGGAUUGUCCUAACAGAACGGCACAACUUGACAUCAGGUCUUGCUGUAGAGGAGUCAGAAAACAUGUCUGAUGAUUACACCUGCGUGAAUAAACAUCAUGUUGGAUAAUGUCAGCAGAGCUAGCACCAGCAGCUUUGGUCCUCUUUGCAGGUUCAAGUCCACUUUCCAGGGUUCCUACACAAGUAUGGAAAAUAUGGAAAAGUGUGAAUAAAUCUGAGCAAUUUCCAGGUCUAAAAAAGUAUUGAAAAGGAAAAAUAAAGUAUGGAAAAAUAUUUAUGUUUCCAGACUAUUACCACAGUUCUAAUAUACUGUUUUCUAAAAUAGGAAAGUAGGUAUUUCCAAAAGUAAUUCCAAAAAUUUGGGUAUGGAAAAGUAUUGAAAUUCCAACUGAGUAGGAAGCCUGACUUUCCUGUGUUGGGCACACAUUGCUCUGGAUCUCUAUGCCAGGUUAUAAGAUGGCAUCUGUCAUCUGUGCUUGAGCUUAUUACGCGCAGCCUUCGCUUCAACUUGACCCAAACAAACCUCAUCUGUAAGUCAGUGCUUCUCUGGUUGACUUACCUCCCCCGUAUUUACUAUUCAGCUGAGGAAGGAACUGCAGACCCUUUAAAGUAGAAAUCUGCUCCCUUUUGGCAAGAGGAGCCUUAAAAACAGUAAAGGGAGAACAAGGAGACUGAAAAGCAGAAAGAAUGAACGUUUGUGUGGGACAGCAGGGGAGGAAAGUUUCUUUAUCGGAGGAGUUCACUUUAAAAAAAAAAAAAAAGCAGAACCUCUUAGGGAGUCAGAGAGAAAGAAGAACAAGUAGAGAUGAGGAACAAAGUGGAGAAAGAGAGUCAUGGUUCUGGGGAAGGGGGGAUGCAGGGGAUGAAGGGAAGAGGAGGGGGGGAGAUCCUGCAGCGUACUGUUGUUGACUCUGGGUCGCUGAAGAUGACAUCAUUCCUCGGCUGCUUCCACAGGAAAUAAGGUCACAGCAGGAACCUCAGCCAAGCAGGGAAAGACUGUUUCAACCUAGGUGCACAACACAAAGAUGAAUGCAUUCAUUUAUAUAUAUACACACGCGCACGCACACUCAGUGGCACAAUGCAGCCCCAGACAGAGGCUUAUGUUGCUAUGUGAGAGGACUUUUCCAAUACCAUCCAAGGUUAGCGUGGACAAUGGAAUAUUCACCACCCCACUCCUCGAUUCACACACACGCUCCACUUUCAAGCAAGUGACAGUAUGAUUCACCACUCCCAGUGCAGGCUGGGAUAUCAUCCAACUGCUGUUCUCAGAGCACUGCGCUGUGAUGGAGUGUGUAAACCUCACACAUAUGCUUUUACGCACACACACACUCGCACACAUCGAAGCCUGACUUUUAUCAUCUGAAAAAGUUUGUAGCUCAGUGGGAGGCAUUGCUGUGUAACUCUUUGGGCCUCCCUCUUAUCGCCAUGGAAACUACCACAACAUGUUUAUAGGCAGUAGGAAGCUGGUUGGACUCCCCUACCCCUGAAUAUCAGUUGUGCAAUCGCAAUGACUGAUGGGAUUCCCCUCACAUUAUCGCAGCAUCAGGGGAGAUAAAAUAGAGAGUGGAUGUGUUUUAGGAUUUUUGGAUCACUCUCGGGGUGUAGCCGUGUCUGUUUAUUUCCUUGUGAAACUGUUUGCCAAUUUUCCAGAACAUCAAGACUUGGUAUAAACAUGGGCGUCCUCAGCCCCCACCCACCCACCCACUCAUCUCCCUACAGUCUCCCUACUUGACCCCACCCUACCUCCUCCUAUAAAGUUACUUUUCACCCAGCUCCACCCAAACUUCAGGGGGGUUUCUGCAGAAAACUUUUCAUGUGUUUGACCUACAUUCUCACAAGACGUAAUUCAUUCUAGAUUCAACAGAAGUUUUAUACUCCUGUAAUCUCCGCCCAAUUAGACGCAGUAUUCCUUUAUUUGUAGAUCCAUUAAAACAGAGUAAUAGCUCUCUAAUCUUUUGGCGUGUCACAUAAGAAUAUGAAUCAGAGUAUUUCAAACUUUGAUCCUCUUUUUGGUGAAUUAUCAACUUAAAGUUUCUCAUCGCACUCUUCCGCUCAGGUUGAUUUAGGGAUUUUUGCUCUGGAGUAAGAUGGUGUAAAAGUCAAGAGGAUUUUGGGCAGCAGAAAACAGCAUCCAGGUUCACCUUUGGGGCUUGAACAUAUUACAGUUUAGACCCAGUAACAAGCAGAGAGCUGCUUCCCUCUAGCGUCCUUCAGCCUCUACUGUAUAUAGGUUACUGUGUCUGAUUGCUGGCCACUUCAACUUUUCAUAUAGAGAGGAUCUACAGCUCCAUCUGCAGGACAGUUCGUGAACUAACAGCAAUUAAAUUUGACUCAUUUGCUUUCAUGUGCUCUUUGAUUUCUUCAACUGUAAGUUUUUGUUUAGUUACCUAAAGAGGGAAAAACUCUUGUGAUAUAAUGCGGUUGCAAUCUUACGUAAUUGUGACUGAAAGAGUUUUUUGUUGAGUGUCUUGAGAUAACGUUUGCUGUGAAUUUGACCUAUCGACUGGUUGAUUGAUAUAUCAAAGGUGCAGUUAAGUGGGCACUUCCUAAUGCAUGAUCUACUCCCGGAGGCUUAUAUAUUUCCUCUGUCUAUUCUUAGUGGCUCUUCCCAGUGAAACAGAGAGGAAACAGGAGCUCCUGCGCUGCCAUUGGCCGAUGCCAAAGUCUCUCACAGCUCUCCGGCUGUGGCUCCAGUCUGAGGCCCAUCACAAUUGCUGAUGUAGCAUUAGCUCACUUACUCCAAAUCCCAAGAUAGCCAUGCUAGGGUAAUGCAAACCUUGCCAUGAAAGCCAUGUGUAUAAAUAAAAAAAGCCAAGCAGGCUAAUGAAGGCCUGGAGUUUGUUGUCAUUUCGAUAACUUGUUGACAGCCCCCCCCCCCUCCCUCCCGCUGAUGGAGGUGCUCUACUGGGGCUGUUUUUUAACUUUCUUUGUUUGUUUUUCUGGUGAUGUAGCCAAGCAACUCUCCAAGGCAGAAGAGAGAAACAUUAAAAUAAAGAUCUUAAAAGAGGGCGGUAUCACACUUCUGUCUAAUUUUACAUCAAACAUUAAGCAGAGUCAUUACAUAGCAAUGCUAAAUGUGGGCAAAGUGAAGUAAACGUGUGAAGGAGUGAUCUCAGGCUGAGUCUGCAGGCCGCUCUUAAUGGCUUUUCAAGAAGUCACACAAGGACUAAGCGAGAGCCGCAUAAGUUUGGAUAAAAUCACGAAACCACUGAUUGGUAAAUCUCCAUUUCUGUUUUUGUUGCUGGAGAUUUUUGUCCCUUUUCCAAACUUUCCAGACCAGAUUUGAGGUCCGACUCAUCUGGGGAAAAAGUCAACCUAAUAAUGACAACUUUGGAGCAUGGUAACAGUGGAGAAGGAUUCCAGAGUGAGGCACCAGCCUUUUAGCCCUGAAUCGUGUAAGGCUGCUAACAACGCUGUCAGCAGGAGUUAGAUGGAUUUUUCUCCUAGUCGUCCGGAGAUAAUAAAACCCACAACAAAUACUCUUUGUUGUCUGUUUGGGUUGCAUAUCUCUGACAAUAUUUGCUUAGUCACAGACUGAAUGGAUUUUAACGUCAGAUGCUGCAGAUUUCUACCGGCAGCUGUUGCUAGUAGCAACAUAAUGUUCACCUCAAAUCAACUGGUGUCUGCAGAGACUCGCUGUUAUAAAACAAGAGUCUCAUCAGAGGUAGUUAAAGGUUUUAUGAUUAUUCUGUGACGUUUUUACUCCAGCUCAGCCUCUGCUCCCACUCAGACAGCCACAGCAGCUGCUUCUUUUACUGCACCCAUGUUACCUCCUCUGAUUCGGAUGUGAGGUCGACCGUGGCCAACACCGAUUCACUUCAUCUGACACACACGCAGCACUUCAGCUCACUUCAUUCUCCACAGUGGAGGGAGGAGGUUCCCAAGGCGACUUUGUGUGUGUGUUUGUGCGUGAGUGUGCGUCCUUCUUGAGAGGAAGUGAGACUGGGAAUAAAGAAUCAAGCAGGGAUGUGAACUGCGUUUCCUGCUGUUGGCACGGUAACCCUGGGAGCAUUCCACCCGCCACUCAAUCCAGGGAAAGGGUUAUCGCCAUGGAGAUGGCAUUUGGCAGGCCUGGUCUAAAGUGAGCGUGUGAGUAUGUGAGUGUGUGUAAACUCACAGGGGUUGGGGCAGAGGGGUGGUCUAACAGGUUCAAGUUUAAACAUUAUUUAACUCAAACUGUUUCACAACAAGCAUGAAAAAAUAACAGGCCAUAAAAAUAUAACAGGACACCUUUCCCAUGCUGUCAUUUCUCAUUUAUGAACCUGUAAAUUCAUUAAUUUAUUUGAUGUUUUAUUUGUUAAAGGAAAAGAAAAAAGAAGAUUGAACUAUAAAAAUCAACAAAAAAAAAUUUAAUUUUUAAAAAAUAAAUUAAUCUCCACCAUAAACUGUGCAAAAGAAAUUAAUUAAUAAAACAGGUGAAAUAUAUGACACCGAAUAUUACAGUAAAAAAAAUUUAAAAUAAAAUGAGACAAAAUAGAUAAAAAAAACUUGAAUUUAAUUUUUUUCAAUACCUCAAAAAGCUCAUUAAAGUUUGGAUCAACCAUAGACUUUAUAUAGUAUGGACAACUUGGUUCCGCCUCCCGCCUGUAUACGGUUUUGACGCCAAAAAGCUCUCGGCAUUUCCUGAAACCAGCGCUGCGCAGUAGCGUUGUGCACAUUCGGCGGGAGAGUCGCAGAGUCGGUGUGAUGACGCUCGGCUCAAAAAGUGUAUCCCCCGGGAGAGCUACGCAAUCCCUGAACGCCCAUAGGCUGUAUCAGGUGUCAAUCAUGGAAAACGUGAACCCCCUAAUAACUUUUAAAAACAGAGCUUUACAGAAAAAAGAGGACUUGAGCACAAACCGGUCUGACAGUAACUUCAUGUCAACAUCACAAGAAGGGGGAAGAAAAAUGUGUGUGCUGUGUAAUAAAUUUCUAAAGUUUGUCCACAACCCCAUAAGCUUUGCUGGUGGAGGCGGGAUUUAUGACCUAUACUGCAGCCCGUCACCAGAGGGUGCUGUUCUCGGAGUGGCUUCACCCAGCAAGGAGGCAAACACUGUCCGUUCUAUAUACAGUCUAUGGGAUUAACCUGUUAAAGGUUUUAUUGAAUUCAUGAUCACAGCUCUUUUAAUUGAUAUGUAAAUCCACCUCACUGUGUAUCUGAUUCCUUCUGUGUUUAUUCCACAUGUUUAGCAUUCACACCAUUGUGUGUGAAGUCUGCCCGGCGCCUGCAGCAGAAAUAAACAUGAAAUGUGUUUCUAUAUUUACACAGAUAAUUUUACACACUGCAGCAAACCCCUCUUGACAAAACAGGUGUGUGUGUGUGUUCAGGAAGUUGUUAUGUUCACACUAUUUAACCUCCCUGAAAGCCUGGAAGAAGUAGUUCCUGUUCGCCCCAUCUAUCAAGGGACACCACCACCACCCCCCACUUUCUCCCACACACACACACACACACACACACACACACACACACACACACACACACACACACACACACACACACACACACACACACACACAAAUACCAUGCCAGGCACAUUUCACACAUAAAUCAACGCAUGUGUGCUAAUUAAUCCCUGCAGGAGAGCAUGUGUGCAGCCCGGUGUGGAUGCAACAGUUGUUAGAGGACCACUGAGUCUCACUGUGCUCUUCCCAUCAUGCAUCUGUUUGGUUAGUGCCGGGAGGGCUGCUGACUCACCCGUUACUGUAGCAGUGGGAUGGAUUAAGUCUGAGAAAGCAAUUAAAGACCUUACACUCCAACGCACACUGACGUCCACCUGUUGCCCAGCCCUUAUCCCCGCCCACCCUUAAAACUCAUCCUGUCAUGUAUGUUAGACAUUAAAAAUAACUGAGAAAUAUUUACUCCUCUUUUUUAAGCUCUCUUCUGCUUUUUUAUAUCAUAUAGAGAUAUCAGUCGUAACUUUGGUAUGUUUCAUCACCGGAUUAAAACUCCUUACUGGAGCUUUAAAGAAACAACUAUGCAUGCUCAGAGCAGGAGACUGAUCCAGGUGUAGAGUUUAGAUUUUCUUUUCGUUAAAGUGAAUAAGAACCACAUACAAAUAUAUGACUCAGUUUCUCGGUACUAAUAAAACUAAUGAUCUGUUAUGCAAAAAGAUCAUAUUACGCCUUAUGUCAUGCUACAGAUAGAUUGGAAUUAAUAUCAAUGCAUGGAUGCAAUGAAUGGUGCUUUAGCUUUUAUAUAUUACGUAAAUAGAUGGAUCAUGAAGGGGUCUAGUGCAGUGGGGGAGUCACUAAAGUGUUCAGCACAUCUCUGAUGACCUCAUGUAUCCCCCCUCCCCUCCAGAACAGAUCGUCCCACAGGCUUCCUCUGUGUCACCUGAGCAGCUACACUCUUUUGAAGUGUCCUAAAACCCUCACUAAUACUUGAAGGAGUCUUAUAUUAACAGAUAAGAAUUUUUAUCCAUUUUGCUGUUGUGCAAGCCAAGCAGAGGUGACUGAUAUUUGAAAAGACGGAGUGAAGUUUCACUCUGAAAAUUUGGAUGGCUGGUUUUAGGACCGAGCUGAGACUUUUGGAGAGGGCUGGGUUACAGCGACUGUCAGUCAGACAGGAAAAGAGCACACAGCUGCCUGAUGGCAUCUGUUCUGGCUCCCAUUACACACACACACUCUCUCUUUCUCUCACAAACACACACUCACAUGCAGUCAUGUAUCUCUUUAUACAGAGAUUUAUGAUAUCAUAAGUGCAUCUCUGCAGUUGAUGAGGUAGUGCAGAGGAGGUGAUGAGAAUAAACUUUCUAUGAUCAGACUAAGCAGCGAGAGAGGAAGGAUGAGCGAGUGAACAUGACACAAAAUGCUGCUGCAUGUCCUCAUUUGUUGACAUACACAAGAUAGAGGUUGUAUAAUGCCCCCCCCCCCCCACCCCACCUGCGCAGCACAAAGUGGUCAGAAAGUAGACAAUGUGUGUGUGAGUGUGUGUGUGUGUGGGAUUGGUAUGCGACCUUGGCUUUGGUACAGAGUCAUGUUGUUCCAGAGAAUUCAGCAGGGCGCACAGGGAGCUGAGAGGAGUUACCCUAAAACACGAGGUGACUCACUUCUUUUUCUGGAAAGUCAUUCACACAUAUGAACAUUUCUACAUUUCCACUGAAGAGACAUCUAUUUUGUUGCUCAUCUUUACGGUCAAUGAUGUAAAGAUGGUGAAAAAUAACAAUCAGUGUGACAUAAGAGGAAAAACAGAGAUAAAAAAAUGUCCGAAAUAUUUUUUAAAAAUAGUCAAUUUAAGGAGUUGUUUUGGAUUAAAAUGAUCAUUGCAGUUUGUUCUUUUUUAUUCUAUGUUGCUCUGAGACAACAACCUGAAAAGUUCCACCUGAUACAUCCCUGUGUGUUAGGUCUUAUGCUAUUCCUUUUGGCACUAGAGGGCGCUGCUUUCCACCUAUGCUUCUCUAAUACUCAACCACUGAGAAAUUCAUGUUACCAGCACAGUUAGAUUCAGAGGAACUGAAGUUUUGUUUUUUAUGUGAUAGUAAGUUUCUUUGGAGGAUAGUGUAGAGUACAAAUAGAUUUUGUAUUAAGUGUGUAAAGUUUGUGUUUUUUUAGUUGAACAGGGUAAAAAUUGCUUAUCCCUGCCUGUCUUGAUUGUCUGGAUUCAGUUUGUUGCUGCAAGGUUUUGAAGCCUAAUUUGACAUAGCUGGAAAAUAGCAGGAUGGAAGGAGGUUUUAUAUUAGUUUUUUUUUUCAAUUAUUUAUUUCCAUCUUUGCCAUUUUGCUGAUACAUUUAUAUCCAUUCAUCAGAUUUCAACCUAGGAGAUUUAGUGAUCAUUUAGGCCCCUGAAAUUGAACAAUUUCCAGAUCAUUUCCAGCUUGGAUAUCUACAGUGGUUUAUUUUGUGCUAUAAAAGGACUUUGUAUUCGUGUGCACAUUAUAAAAUACCUCCUCUUGUGCAUUUCCAGUUGAUAAACCCUGACCAAAACCCCCUCAGGUUGUCCUUUUAAUCAAUUAGAAUAAAAACAGAUGCCUUCUGAAUGCCCCUCAGGUGAAUGAAAUGUAAAAUACCUGCUCUCAGAAUGAUUAUGAGUGAAUAAAAUGCUUUAAAAAAGUGUUAAUUUGUGGAGAAGUUGUUAAAAAAUUACCAAUUUAAUGCCCUUUUAAUGGAUUGGAUGUAAAAAAAAAAAAGUGUCCUCCUAGUGGUUAAAACUUAAGUGUCCUUCCAGUGCCUGAAACUUAAGUGCCAUUUCAGUUACUAUUUGUGGAAACAAUGUCGUUCAGAACGCCGCUAAUUCUGCAGUUGACUUUGCAAAGUCGGCAGAAAUCGUUUAGCUCCGACGUCUUCUGCGGAUAUAAACGAUUUCUGCCGACUAACUGAAGUUCUCUGGAAAUUACUUUUUUGAAAAAUAACAUUAAAGUGCACAUUUUUGUAUUUUUUCUGGCAUGAAAUUUCAAGAGUAGCUUAAAUGUUUAUCCAAAAACUGUUUUUCUUGUGCAUUUUUUAAACCUCUCAUCAGGGGUGACUCUUUUGACAGAGUUUUAUAGGUUUUGAUCUCCGAUGAAGGGAAACGCAGCAUCUGUCCCCCUUAAAUCCAGUGGAAUUACUGUAUGUCAUCAGAUAUAACAACAGGUGCUUCCCCCUCUGAUUCAUGAAUCCAUCUGAAGUAUUACAGCUUAUGUGUCCUAUCCGCUCAUGCUAAGGCUCGAUGUCAGCUUCCUAUCUGCAGCAGAGUUAUCCAAUCAGAGCGGUUUUGUCCUGUAACCUAGCUCUGCCUAACUUUAGUCAAAGACAGGAGCUGGAGAGGGCUCAGACCUGCAAAACAUUACAUACAGAUAUGCAACAUGGCUGGACCCCCUUCUCACCACCCUCCCACCCCCCACCCUGAGGCUCAGGACAGCCGGUUUGCUGUGUGUGUAUGUGUGUGUGUAUGUGUGUGUGUUGCCAGAGCCUAGCAUGGCUCAUGUUUCUCAGUGCAGUUUGUCACAGCUCAGCUUGGAGCGGUAGGCACCAGUGAGUCUGAACUGAAAACAUACAUCCAGAGUCUUCAGGGGGACACCAGAAGGUUUCUACCCCAGAGAGGAGCUCCUGUUUGGGGGUGUGAACAGCCUUCAAGUAGCUUGGUACCACGGCUCUGUACUCCGGCCUGCAUGGUCACAUGGGGGUCUCCAGGAGCGUCUCUUUGCACUGAUACUCUGCUGGAUUACUUCUUUGGAGUUUGUGCGCACGAGGGCAACCUCGAGGAGAGAAAUUUUCGGUUUAGGUCAUCGCCGCGAGGCUUUUUGUGAAUCAAGAGCGCAUGAUUCCUUUGCCAAUCUCUUCCCACUGGAUAUCUGAGCUGUCAAGUGUGCGUCUUCCCCUCCGCUAGCAACAUUUCCUCUCACUGGCUUUCCAAUUAUCGGGCAAGCUGGUCCAUUUGUAGCUGCCGUGUCGGUAGCCGCACCAGUGGCCGUCUCCGGUGGGGGGUUGUGUGUCUCGGCCCCCACCAUGAUGAUCAAGGAGACGUCGUUACGCCGGGACCCCGAUCUGAGGGGGGAGCUGGCUUUUCUGGCCAGGGGGUGUGACUUUGUGCUCCCCUCACGCUUCAAGAAGAGACUCAAGUCCUUCCAGCAGCAGCAGGUCAGUCGGUGCAGAAAACAGGAUGGAGAGCGAGCGAGUUUAGAUCAAGUUCAGAUCAAGUUCAGAUCUGCACAGUCUGUGUGUUAGAUCCGCAAGAAAUGAGACCUCAACCCACUUAUUGUCUUCCUCACACUUCCUCCUUGCUUUUAAACAUGCUCUCUACAAGCAUAAGCACACACACAUGUUUAUAUUUCACAAACACACUCGUGCAUCGAGCUGCAUUCAUAUAGUCGCUCUCUUCCACACACACAGAGCAACAUGCCGCGGACGACAAACUAUUCUGAAGCAGAUACCAGCGGGUUAUUAAUAGAGCGGGAGGAGCAGGAAUAGAGUGAUAGAAUGAACUCUGCGAAGGGAAGAGGAGAGGGAGGAGGGGGAGGAAGAGGACCCCUACAGCUGUCCUGCUCAGUACACACAGUAUGGAGGCCCUCCACCAAACACACCAUGCACCAGGGAGCUCUGCUGCAGCACACUGGGUAGACUUGGCGAAGGAAGACGGGAUGAAAUUCAUAUCCUGGUUAUAGUAAACAGAGAUUUUCUUUGACCGUAUAUAACAGACAGCAUGCUUCAAUCUCCUCCCAGUGAGAUAUGAAACCAAGUUAUGGUCUUGACAUAUUGUGUUGAUGGAGUCGUAGCCGGUUUGAUUCUUCAGGUCAAUACCGUCCACAGCAGAAGUGAUUGUUGUUGUUGAAGCAAAACAUUCACAGUCAUAGAAGGUUCAAUGACUCUUGCGUUAUCGAUUGUUAUGUUUUCUCUCGCUGUUCCUCCUUUACUAAAGCUGCAGUCGUCAACAGAGCUACCAAUCAAUCAUACUGUCAAAAGAAAACAGCUGAUCGAAACUGAACUACUCAGAAAAACAAACACAAGAGCUGUAAUGACAGAAAGCAUAUACUUGGUGGGCUAUACUGGGUUCCACAAUGUGCGUUUUUUCUGCGCAUGUGUAGCUCUUUCUAGUGCCAUCGAUCCACAUGCUUUCACACCAGUAUGUCGUAGCCUUUACUCCAGACUCGCUCUGCUGGUCUCUUUCUGAAUCUCUUCAAACGAACCUGCACUCCAAAAGGUUUAUUCCUCCAAAACAUACAAUCGUUUUCUUUACAUGCAUGAGGGAGUGAAGGGCGAAAAUGUGGUGUUGUUAAAUGUGGUCCAUCUUCUUCAAGCGCCAUCUUCUGGGUAAAAUACCUCAAUACAAGCGGAUACUUAUAUACCUUUUUUGUAUGUUUUUAAUCUACUGAAUUUCAAAAUAUUUAGCAUGUGUUUUAAUGUUUAUGUUGCAUCUGUUAUGAUGGAGGAGGCUGACUUUUAGGGUUGUACUACCACCUGUCACCAGGGGGAGCUCUUGCUUCACUCUGGAUGGCUGUUUUUCUUGCCAUGGUUUUUACACAGUUUCUUGAUACUUCAGAAGACCUCAGUUCACCACAAGUCCCCUCAUUUUCCAGGGAAAUCAUUAGAUUUCCUCCUCUGAGUGUUCCUGUGAACUACCCAUGAGGUUCUUUUUAUAACCAUAAGCUUUGAACAAUUAUUCCGGUUGUGAAACUAAAUAAAUCGAUGCAACACUCUCCGCACUACAAAUGUCCUGAAAAGUCCUCUACCUAAAGAGAAAUACCAGCUAUAGGAGUGAAACCAGCCUGAGCUCAGAUGUAUGGAUAUAUUUAGUAGCUGAAGUUUCAGAAAUUAGUCAGAAAUAAAAUUCAGAGUGUUGAAGCCGUGUGGCAGCUGCAGCUUUUCCUACCAGACAGUUUAAAUCGAUCUGAGGGCAGAAUUCUUUGUAAAUUGUCUCACUGACUUAAUGACUGAUUGUAAAACAAGUUUGUCAUUGUGGUUUUUAUUGUGGUUCUCAUUGUUGCUUUGUUUAUGACUCACUGGAAGUUUCCAGCACGUCCUUUUAAAGUCGUUUAUCCUUAAAAAGUCAGGCUGUGUCUUGCCUGUUGUUCAGGGGGAAGAACUUGAUUCCUUUAGUCACUUCCCUUUGAAAUCACAUGAAGUUCAAAUAAAGGUGUUACACACUGGUCAGGUUAGUCACGCUGGAAUAAGUCUGCUGAGUUAAGGAUGUCUUGCACCUUUUCAAACCACAUAGAAAGAUCGAAUUCUCAAAUCAGUGAGUCUGGAUUGAGAGAGUUCAUAUCUACGCACCCUUUCUCUCCGUCCCCUCACAUGCUCUGUCUUCCUCCUUUCAGGUUCAGUCCAAACCAGAGAAGAAACCCGGCACACCUCCCCCUGCCCCUGCUCUGCCUGCAGCCACACCUGCCCCCCCUGCCCCACGCUCACCCAGCCCUCCCCCGGCUCCGGUGAUAGUCACCCCUCCUCCCCCGGCCAUCAACAUUCCCAGGUUCUACUACCCCUGUGGGCUCCCUUCCAUGGGCCCGGGUGCCAGCCACGAUGCAGCCAUCACUGCCAUUGAGGCGGCUUUCUCUGAGUUUGAAGAGGAGAAGGCUGACAUUUACGAGAUGGGCAAGAUCGCAAAGGUGAGAAUUUGAGCAUUUCGUUAUUUUUCUGUCUGCUUUUUUGUCAUAAAUGUGUCUUUUUGCUAAAUUAAAACCAAAGUCACACAGUUGGGGUUGACUGAUUCUCAGAAACAAACCUUGGUGCUGCACAUGGUUGUUUUUCAGGGUAAUGUAAUGACAGUGUUUCUUGCCUUUCCUUUCAGGCAUGCGGGUGUCCACUUUACUGGAAGGCCCCCAUGUUCUACUCAGCAGGCGGCGAGAGAACGGGCUUCGUCUCUGUACACUCCUUCGUCGCAACCUGGAGGAAGUACGGCCGACUCUGCCUUUCAAACAUUCUCAGAAACAUGGUUCAAUCAGACUGAUUAAUUUCUUAUUGUUUCUCACUCCUGAAAACUCUCCUUCCUUCUCCUGCAGGUUGUUGCACAGUUGCCACGACGAUGCAUCAAGGUUUGUUUCCCUGCUGUCCAAACCCAGCUGUAAUUACCUUGAGCAGGAGGACUUUAUUCCUCUUCUGCAGGUACAUUCAUCAACCUCAAACAUGCCGUGAUGUAUCUGCGUUCCUGAGUGAAAACGUACCUAAAUAACUUUGUUUUGUUUUGUUUUUUUGUCUCUGCUGUUUGUCUUUGUCUCAUUAGGACAUCGUGGACACACACCCUGGCCUUACGUUUCUGAAGGAUGCACCAGAGUUUCAUUCCCGAUACAUAACAACGGUAAACAACUCGACUAAAACAUCACUUUUAAAGCGUUCCAGUAUGGUUGCUCUCUUUUGCUUUGGUUCAUACAGGUCAUGUUUAUGUGAAACUGCUGUUCCCUGUGAGAGUAAAGCUUAUCACAACAUGCCAAAAUCUGAGGACGUCCCUUAGACUUGAGUCUAACUUAUCUGCCACCCGACCUAUUACACGAAGACUUUUAGUUUUUGUAUAAACUUAGAAAUAUCACAAUCACACUGGUUGAAUAAAAAUAAACUGCCUGAGUUAACUCCUCUUACUUCGUCAGCAGAAAAGCUGCAGGUCACAUCCAGUAACAUAAGCAGCAGACCGAGUGUGCAUGUGUGUGUGCAUGUAUGUGCUCACGGGCAUGUGUGUGUGUCAGUGAGGAUGUGGAUCAGGACAGCUGCGACACGUGCCUCAGAAAUCGAAGAUUUGCUGAGUGGAAGAUCAGAGAUGCUGAGAAGUGUUCGCUCUGACGUCACGGAAACACAGAUGCCCCCCGCUGCAGCGGCGGCAGAGGCCUCUCUGACCCCUCCACAUGCCCAUAUUAAGACACUUCCUUCACUUCAGAGCAGCUGACCUCGUACUGUACCAGACAUUAGAAGCACUGGGAGGUCCGUGUACCAGGAAAUGGGUGCUAAUCUGCUCUCAGUGUUGUGUUUCAGAGACUGGCAGCUUGGCCGCCCUGGUUUUCAUUGUAUGCGUAAGACUUGUGUGUCACUCAUUUUAUGAAUGAGGAGAGGAAUAUAAGUGAACACGCGUGGUCGGUUUGGAGUUUUAUCAGGUCAUGGGACUCAUUCUGUAACUUGUAGCUGUAUACUUGUUCAUUGGGAUUCAAAUGGAGUCGCCUCGUGAUUCAUAGUUUAAUAAAAUUUCUUUUUUACUGGCUUUCAGUGAAGCUCCUCAGUUUACCUUCUUUCAGAAGAAUGCAGCUCUUGUCUGCUUUAGGCUCCUCCCUUAAAGUCAGCUUUACUGUGAUUGGCUUGCUCUUUUUUGCCUGUGGAGGAGCACCAAUGAUAGUAAGUGUAGGAGUGGUUGAAGAGACUGAGUUUUUGAGCCUGUUGUGGGAUUCUUUCCUGGAGCAGGUGGCUGAUGUCAGCUCCACACAAGAGUGACAAUUACUCAAAAAAAGCACACAGUAACAUAAGAUAAGAUAAGAAGAACUUUAUUAAUCCCUGAAGGGAAAUUCAAUAAAAAAAGUGGAUGCAUUCAGAUACUUUCCAUCCCCAGAUCUUCCAUUCCUGUACUCGUGUUGUCAAGUCAAAAGUUCCGGUAACACUUGACAAUAACCAUAAUUUAUUAAUGUUUAAUCAUCAUUUAUAAAUAGCAUACAGACCACUAAUAAAUUGUAAAUUUUAAAAUUUUAAAAACCUAACCCUAACCCUAACUUUACAAUAACAUCUGCGUAACGUUUAUAGGUGUUUAUAAAUCACUUAUUAAUCAUUUAAAAAGUAUGACAAACAUCAGUUGCAACUUUACAAUAACCAUCUAAGAAAUGUUUAUAGAUGUUUUAAAAACCAAAUAUUAGCCAUUAACAAAGUGCUACUGACACACAUUUUAAUCUAGAUGUUUUACAACCAAUAUUUAAACCCUAAUAAACCUUUAAUAAAUAGUCCAUUUAUAAUCAAUGAAAAUUAUUAACCAUAAUUUCAUUGCUUGUUAAUGGUAAAGUAACUUUUAACUUACAUUAAUAAACUAUCUAUUUACCAUUUAUAAAUUAUGGUGUUUGUAAAGUGUUUCCAAAGUUCCCUUUAUUUUCAGUUUGUCAAAAAAAAGUGACAUUUGGAUGAUGUUUUUUUUCCCCAGGUGAUCCAGAGGAUAUUCUAUGUGGUGAACCGUUCGUGGACGGGUCGUAUCACCAUGAUGGAGCUGCGCAGGAGCAACUUUCUCCAGACUCUGGCCCUGCUGGAGGAGGAGGACGACAUCAACCAGAUCACAGACUACUUCUCCUACGAACACUUCUACGUCAUCUACUGCAAGUUCUGGGAGCUGGACACGGAUCACGACCUGUACAUCGACCCCAAAGACCUGGGGAGGUACAACGACCAUGGUGAGGAUAACUUAAAGAGCAAAGGGUUCGUUUUUCCCGCAACACAUCAUGCCAGACCCGCGGAGGUUGUUCUAGAAAAAUCUUAAAACAAACAUGAGAGAUUUCUGGGCUUCGGGAAAAACAAGCAAGAAUUUAAAAUCAAAACCAUAACGUUCAUGAGAAAGAUAUGAUACCACUGUCGAGGAGCAUUUGCGAUAUGUUUUGCCUCAUUGUUUUAAAAUUGAUUUGCUGCCAGAAGAGAAUCAGAAGCAGACGUCUUUCAAAUUCAGCAUUGACUCAUUUUCCUUUUAUUUGGCCUCCAGCUUGUGCAAAAACAACAACUGUUUGUCCUCAGAUCAACACUUGAAAACUGUCUAAUGUGAAAUGAAUUACAAGGCCACUUAACCAAAAUUGAAUUUCCUGACUCAGCUCUUACGCAAGCGAUCUUACUGUAAACACAACAGUUUACAACAAUAACCAUUUGUCUCCACGUCUUUCAACUCAAGUUGUUUAUUUUCUCACUCCCUCUCUCCUCCGACAGCGUCCUCAAACAGGAUCAUCGAGAGAUUGUUUUCGGGAGCCGUUACUCGGUAAGUGGAAACACACAGUAACAGUCACAGAGGAACCGAUUUCUGAGCCAUCACGGUGACACUGAAUGUGAAAGGCUGUCAUCGUUGUUUCCAGGGGGAACGCCGUGCAGAGAGAAGGCAGGAUGAGCUACGCCGAGUUCGUCUGGUUCCUCAUUUCUGAAGAGGACAAGAAAAAUCCCACCAGGUAACAUCCAGACACCCGGGACCGAGCAGCUGUUUGAGCAUUUUUCUCUCUUUGUGUGUCUAAUCAUCUAUGAUUACGUCUCUCCAGUAUAGAGUACUGGUUCCGCUGCAUGGACACAGAUGGCGACGGCGUCCUGUCCAUGUUUGAGUUGGAGUAUUUCUAUGAGGAGCAGUGUGAGAGGAUGGAGAGGAUGGGCAUCGAACCUCUGCCCUUCCAGGAUCUGCUCUGCCAGAUGCUCGAUCUGGUCAAACCCGAAAGCCAAGGUGAGAGAAAAUACAAGCUGAUAUUUUAUUUUCCCUCGAUUUUUCUUUUUUAAAAGGCCACCUCCUGCUGCUUUUCCUUUUCAUGUUCACUCAUUUUUUUUUUUGUUUUUUUUUCUAGGUAAAAUAACUCUCGGUGAUUUGAAGCGCUGCAGGAUGGCCCAUAUCUUCUUUGACACCUUCUUCAACCUGGAGAAAUACCUGGACCACGAACAGAGAGACCCAUUUGCUGUGCAAAAGGUGCGCAUUUGAAUCUUAAAGAUGUAAUAUUAAACUGAGUUCCAGGAGGAGAUAUCUGCGCAGAGGGGAAAGUGGGUCUCAACUAGGGUUAGGAUGAGAUCAGAUUUUCACGACAAGAUCAAAGUAUUUAUGGAAAAUUUGAAAUUAAUCACAAAAUUCAUGAUCUUUUUACUUAUCAUCUAUUUUUAUGGUGUUCAAAUCAAUGACUGAUCCACAUCAGCAGCCCUGAAACUGAAACUUAGUUUGAGAAAAUCUAGCCUCGUGGAAUUAUUACGUUUGGUUGCUUUAUUUCCUGCGACACAAAACUAUGCUUUUAUUUUGAAAUACUCUACGUCUGUCAGAUCUUAAGUAACUGAAUAAAAACAGUCAAGGAAACGGUUGGAAAGUAGGAAUGUUUGAUUGAUUUGUAACCUGAAGAGGCACAAGCUUUAGAGUUAUUUUUGGUUUAGGAUAAAUCUUUGUAUUUUAGUUUCUAAAUCAUCUCUCAGAGAGCUGCCUAAGCUAGCUCAUUAGCAGCUGCUACUUCUUCUCUGUCUCCUCCAAGUUUAAUAAUGUUUGGUAAAUCACAGUAGCACUGUAUGCUUUGUUUAAGCACGACAUCAAUAUCUAAUUUUUUAAAAGCGACAGUUAUCAUCAUUGGGUUUAUUGCGACAGCCCUAGUGUCAGUUAUCUCCUGCUAAUAUAUACUUUAUAAAAGUUUUAUUGUGAAAGGCUAAUUGUUCGAUUUAUUGAUCUAUUAUCUAAAACACUCAGCUAUCUUUGGUUUCAGUAUAACUUUUGUUUUAUCACUUUGACCAGCCAACAAUUUCGAUACACUCUCCAAGCUUUAGUUUUGCCCUUUUAUUUUGUUAAACCAUUUGAAAUUUUGUGUGUAUAUUUGUCAGUACGUGUAAAAUACUGAUGUUUGUGUGUUUGCGUCGCUGCAGGACAUUGAUAGUGAAGGUCCAGAGCCGUCUGACUGGGAUAAAUAUGCCUCAGAGGAGUACGAGAUACUGGUAGCAGAGGAGACUGCCAAUGAGCAGCUACAUGAGGGGUGAGACACACACGAUCACACACUUGCAUACUUGUGUAUUCACAUAUAUAAAGUUAAUAUGUUAUCUAAGUGUUUCAACCUAAAGAGUGACCACCUCUUGAACGUGUGUUGUCUUACAGGUCAUUCGAUGACGACUAUGAAUCCGAGGAGCUCCAAGUCCCCGGAGAGAUUGGGAAUAAAAUGGACAAACUGGUUAUUUCAGACCUGACAGCGUGA
This is a messenger RNA of Xyrichtys novacula (pearly razorfish), 75528 nucleotides long. The record is from the annotation of a GenBank genome assembly. NCBI's taxonomy places the organism in Eukaryota, Metazoa, Chordata, Actinopteri, Labriformes, Labridae.